AUGCGCACCACCAAAGGUGAUAUCAGCUGGAGAGAUUUGGGAAAGGGGUAUCUGGAUAGCUGUCUUUUUAAAAAGAAACCUCAUUGGUUAAUCAUGGCUUCUUGGGGUGAGAUUUCCAUCACGAAUGAGGAAGAGAAAGAGUUAAUGCUCUCCAUGCACAAGUGUCAUGGUCCCAAUUCAUUCCACUCCAUUAUCGAAUGCAGCUUCCCAUUAAUUAAUUCUAUAUUCACCUAAAGUGUUGCAAUUUUUGUAUAGAUACAGCACUCACAUCCAGUACAAGCAUAGGUAUUUUUUUCCAGUGAUACAACAUCCCAUUUGAUACGUUCAGGUUAAAUCAGUUUUGGAAUAUGCAAAAGCAAAUAUGUCAGAUCGAGAGAAAUCACUGGAUGCUUUUCCAGUAGGAAAUUUGUUCCAUGACAUUCCAAAAAGAAAGAAAGAAAGGAAGAAAGAAAGAAAGGAAGGAAGGAAAGUUCUCUCUCCCAAGUAUAAAUAAAAUGCUAUACCGCUCAUGGAAAACAGACAUCUAUUAACUCUGCCCGCCCACCCCACUGUACUAUAUACACAGAAACAAACAGUUCUGAAGCUGUAGGCUUUCAAAUAAUCCACCAACCUUUUUAUCCUUAUACUCAUCCAGAAGAUCGGAUACAUCUACUUUAGACCAAGAACAUUCAAAGAAGAAUUUAUGUCUGCCAGUCUUCAGUGCUCAAAAGCCUUCAGAGUUUAUAAGAGAGAUCAGUGAUAUGGUAAAAAGGCUCCAGAUGCAAAAGGGAUGAAUAGAUAUUUCUUCUUAAAUGUGUUCUGACUUGUUAAGGCUGUAGGGGGAAAAACAGAAUGCAGUUAUUUUGAAGAAGCAAUAUUGUUCAUGUAAGUCUAAAACAACAAUAAAAUACAGGGCCACAAAAUUAUACUAUAGCAGCCUUCCAGGUGCUUUGGACUACAUCUCCCAUCCUCCCUGAUUUUUUACCAUGCUAGCUGGGGCUGAUGGGAGUUGUUGUCCAACACCUCUGGAGGGCACUAUGGUGAGGAAGCUGGGAUAUAGGAAUGCAACUGUAUUGAUUAGCACUGUGCAUCUAUAAAUGCCCACCCCCAACUUAAUGUUCUCUUUUAAAACAAAUGGUGUAAACUUGGAAGACAGUCAGUGUCAGCCAUUUAUCUAUCUUUCUAUCUAUCCAUCCAAUCCACUUCUACACAGUAACCUCCACUAGAAUAACAACAAAGAACAGCUGAUAAGUGGCGGGGAUAGCAUGGGUAGAGGCUGCUUGUUAUGAAUUCUCCUACAAUAUGUUAAUUUGAUCAUAUUGUACACAUUUUUUUUCAAAUCAACAGGUUACCAUUGGGGGUUUCUCUUAUAUCGCUUCUCGGCCUUUUGGCUAAGAUCAAGUGUAGUGUAGUAUCAGUUUUUGGCAACACAGGUUUCUGCGGCUUAAAAUAACAAUUAUUUCACCUCCUCUUUUAUAUAUUCCAGUAAUAUCACUUGUGGAUUUGCAGUUGCUACGUAUAAGGGGCCCAGAAAUUCAGAACUUUGGGGCAGCUCAAGAAUAUAUGUAAGUAAUUCUGCCCUUUGUGUCCUACAUCUCCAACAAUUAUUUUGAGUUAUCUCAUUUAAUUUGUUUGGGGUAAGGUGCCAAAGAUAUUGAGUUGGUUUUUUAAAAUCUUUAAAAUAUGUUUAUAUUAGUUUGGGUUCAAAACAUUUGGGGCUUUGCUGCGCAUAUUUGUAUGUAAUGUUUACUUCUUCCCCUUAGUUUAAAAAGUGAUUUGACAAUUAGGCAAAAAGAAGAAAAUGUAUGAGUUGCUACUGAAGUACAUGCUAUUUUAUUUUUUUAAAGGACAUGCACUUUGCCCUGUGCAUUCAUUAUCCUGUCUUCUGAAAAGACUGCCAUUAUAUAGAAAAGAUUAUCUAUGCUUUAGGAAAGAAGCUUUUUAAAAUGUUUCCUCCCAGUGAAAUCUUGAACUCAGUAUUUAAGAGGGAAGCUAAGCUGAUAAGUGGAAAGUAGACUGAAUUUAAAAUAAAAGCUUCCACGUCUUCCUCCCCUUGAGAGUAUAUUUAGCUCACAGCAUACAAAUAAAUAAAUCUUCAUUUAAAUUGAGAUGCAGUGCUGUUCAAUAAAAGUGAUGGUGUCAGCCUUGAUAUGAAAGGUUCUACCCAUAAUUCUGCAUCCCAAGCACAACAUUUCCAGUGCUUGGCUUGGGAGCUUUCUAUCCAUCACUAAGCAAAAGAAAGGAAUGAACAUCAGUAGCCUUAGGAAAACAUCUAUAUGUUCACUACUAUUUACUGACUUGGAAUGUGUAUGAAGUAGUUAAAGCAUGAUAGCAAAGUCUGUGUUCAAGGCAUACAUUUGUUCUCAACAGAACAAACACAGUUAAAAAUAAAUAAAUAAAUAAAUAAAUAAAAGAAACCAGACUUGAUUUCAGCUGAACUUUCCUGCCUUGGAUACACACUGAUUUAAUUUUACUGCUCAGCAGCCCUCCGUGCCCCAUCCCACAAUGUUAACGAGUGUUUCCCAUCUCUCUAGAGAGACUUUUAGGGGAACGCAAGUGGCUGCAGGGGAGGAGGGAGCAGGAAACUCUAUUUUCUUAAACUUCCUUAAAUUAACUUACCUUAAGAUCGAAUCCAUUAUCUACCAUGCUUCUACUGCCACUAGUGGGAGCCAAUGAGAGCAAGGGUUCUACCUCUUUAUACAAGAUGACCAUCUACUUGAACCCUCUCAUGCAGUGUUCCAGCAUUUGAGGAUAUAGCAUUGGCUAGUCUCCCAGUGAACAUACUCAAGGGAAUCUCUCUAAACGAUGGUGGCUGCUGCAACUGUUGUUGGACUACAGUUAGGUGAGCAGCAGCCAAAAUGGUGUUCUCCAACCAUUGUUGGACUACAGUACCCAACAUCCUCUAUCCCAGAGCUUUCCAAACUGUGUGUCAUGACACAUUAGUGUGUCGGCUGCAGUGUGUAGGUGUCUUGCAUGAACGCUCCCCACACUCCUCCCAGGGCUGGAAAGGGCCUAGUUUAACUUCCGGUUUGCUAAUAAAACUGAACUACUGUGUCGUGAAAUGAUGCAUGUCUAAAAAGUGCGUCACCAACAUGGAAAGUUUGGAAAGGUCUGCUCUAACCACUGACUAUGCUGGCUGGGGCUGAUGGAAGUUGCCAUCCAGGCGGAGAAAGGCUGGUCUGCAUGGUCUCUUAGUAACACCAAACUAGCAUGUACAAUUGUUUUGAAAUUAUUAUCAAGACUGUAAAUAUUAAAUGAUAUUUUUUUCUAAAAAAAAAUUCACAGCAAAAAAGUAAUCCUGUAAUGUAUGAAGCUAUAAAGUACAGACAUUUUUCAAGUGGGAUCUGUAACAGCAAUGAAGCAAAGUUGUAUGACUUGUACAAAUAACAAAUGAUAAAUGUUAUUGAAGGGCUUUAAUACUCUAACCAAGGUGUUUUUGCUCAAAGUAGAUUCUCAAAGGGCGUUUUGAGGUCAUAUUAAUGCAACUUUCAGAAAUAUGUUCUGCACACCUUUAUUCUAUUACACAACACAGCAAACAUUGUAUCUUCACAUUCUUUUUUUAAUCUACAAUCUCAAUGGAAUAAUGGUUUGGGAUUUGUUCAUUUUAGGAUUUUAUUAUGGGAUUUAAUGAAUUUUUUUUGGAACUGAGGCAACCACAAAGUUUUCUGAAAAGAUUAUUGCAAUCUAAUCGAGUCAUGAGAUAAGCACUCCCCUCUUCUUCUCAUGAUGCUUCCAGAAACAUAAAUAUUUACAACUUUAUCUACUCUGAUUAUUCAUUCUUUGCAGAAGCAUCCAUAUUUUCUGAAAGCAGAUAAGUACCAAAGAAAUGAAUGCCAUUUUGCUUAGUUCCUAUCAUCAUGAAGAAUAUGGGCCUAUUAUCAGGAAAUGCUAUGAUCUGGAAAUCCAUCAUAGCAGUCCUACAGAAAAGCACAAUGUAACUUGGAGAGCAAUGCCCAUGGAACACUCCUGAUAGCAGAGCAUGUGCUAACAGAGCAAGCAUGGAGGCUGCAGAGGCACCAGCUAAGGAGUCAGGUCAUGUUCAAGGCUCUCUAGGCCAGCUGCUGGUGAUCAGUGAACCACUCUGCCUUAGGCUGUCAGACAGGAUUCCUCAGAAGUUCCUCCUAGACCAGCAGGUCCUGUAUGGUCACUGCCAGGACCAGGGCCAUCUUUAGCAUAUGCGCUGCCGGGGUGCAAAGAUCCACCCAGCGCCCCAAAAUUAACUUUUAUUAUGCUUAUGUCAGACACUACGCUUACGCCUUAUCUCUUGUUUACAAAAGAAGGGAGGAAAAAGAAAUGUGUUUCUCGUUUAGCAUUCAUCGUAAAAUGAAGAAAAAAUGCAGCUCACAGAAUUCAUUGUGUGUGCUCUAGGUGCGUUUUUGCGGAAAUGGAAAACUAAAAUCGCAUGCUGAAAUGCAUGUGUAGUAGAGCCCUAAGUACAUAUAGUUAGUCAAAGAAAAUGCCGACAAUUAGUGAAAAUAAACACUAUUUUUUAAUGAUUUCUCAAAACGAAUUUGAACUGUAAGUGAUGAAAUUAAAAUGUGCUGUUGUGAAUGACAAGCGCCGCUGCUGGCGCAUCGCGUCUUUGGUAAAUAAGCACACAAAGUUGAAAGUCCUUUAGUGAAACAGUGGGUAUAUAUUUUGGUAAUAACUAGGUAUAUAUGUAUUUUGUUUUUCUAGCUUGAUGAAAAUUAUUUAUUAUUUCAUAACAGAUAGAUGGUUAAGAGCAUAGGCGGCUUCAGCGGCGGGUGCCUGGCGCCCCCCAGAAUUCAGCGCCGGGGUGUCCUGCACCCCUUGCACCCUCAGUAAAGACGGUCUUGGCCAAGACUCCCACAAGCAACUACCUGUGAACCUAAAGAACCAGAUGCCACCAUCCACAGCUGUUCACAGAUACAGUGGCACAGGGAGUAUACCAGGAGUGAGACUACGGAGUGGAGGAGGAGUGCCUGUCUUCAGGCCAGAUGGUUGAUUCUCUGACAUUCUCCACAGAGGAGUAAAACAACUUCUGGGGAGCUGUAAAGUGGCCUUUUGUGGCAUUUACAGUUUGCUUCUGCUGCAAAUGUGCAAAGCCACUAUUUUCAGACUGUAGUCCCGGAGAGCAAAAGUCUAUCACAGCUGUUACAUCUGCCUUUAUCUGUUGUUUUAAGAAUACAUUUUUUUGCAAUGUUCUCCUAGUAAACACUGCUAAUUAGAAACAGUAGACAGAAUGCUGUUUAAAAUCCUAAUAUGUAAUCUUAAUGCACCAAUACUAUGUAAUACUGGAGCCCCUUAUGCUGCUGUUAGAGAUCUCUUUCCAGCUGUCAAUGGAUAGCAUCCCUGGAUUCCUGCUAAUUGGCUGUACACCAAGGCAAACAUCUCAGCUAAUUUGAGAACAUAGUACCGAUUAGUUCUAGAUAAAGUAUGAAUAUUUAUAAAGAAAGAACCAAUAAUGAGAGAAAGGCAGAGAUGGAAACCAGCAAAAAAGGGAGAAAAAACACCCUUUCAGAUGCUUUAAUAAGAUUUUUAAUCCUUCGAGCAACUGACAAGAAUAUUUAACUGUCAUACUUUCAGAAUGGAAAAGACAAAAUCAUCCUUGUGUAUGAUCUUUGUUCCUAAAUAAAUGCUUAGGGGAUUUAGAUUUACAGAGCUUUUCUUCAGGCACAAAUAAAAAUAAAGCAAAUGGCUUUUAAAAUUGAUGGCUUGGAUGCCAAGGUGCUCUUGUAUGAGCAGAAACACACCUCAGCUUGUGCAAGCCCCCUGCUGAUUUCCUCUUCCAGCUCCAGAGGGUUCCCCAACCAUCAGAAACUUAUUUUUAGAGGCACACGAACCUCCAAGGACAAGGGAAGUGGGAAACAUUCAAUUAAGUUCUCGUCCAGCCAGAAUAUCUAGCUCAGAUUGGAGGAAUAUAACAACAACAUGCCAACAAGUCUAUUAUUCAGUUGUUUCAUCCCCCCCCCACUUUUUUUAGAUGAGGCAGUCAUUCUUGCAAUUAUUUUGUAUUGCUUUACAAUACUAUAAGUUGUGCGCUGCUUUGAUAUAUGAGUGGGCAGUAUUUUUUGCUCUAUAAGACGCACCCGACCAUAAGACGCACCUAGUUUUAGAGGAGGAGAACAAGAAAAAAAAUAUUUUCUCUCUCUCUGCACAGCGCCCCUUCAGCAAAGCAGCAGGAGAAACAGAGCCCCUUCCAUUUCUCCUCCCGCUUCGCUGAAGGGGCGCUGCGCAGAGAGGGAAAGCUGCGCAGCACCUCUCCAGCGAAGCGAAAACAGGAGAGUGAGAGGGAUUGGUGUGGACCGAUCCCUUUUGCUCUCCUGGCUUCAGGCGGCUUUCGCUGAAGCCAGGAGAAGAAGAGGGGUUGGUCCGCACCGACCCCUCUCGCUCUCCAGGCUUCAGCGAAAGCAACGCGAAGCGGGAGGAGUGCAGCGGGACGUCCCACUGCGCUCCGGAGGCUUCCGGCGGCUAUCCCUGAAGCCAGGAAAGCGAGAGGGGCUUCUUUCUAUUUUCUUUCUAUGCUAUUUCCCCCCUGUUUUCCAGCACUCUCUCCCACGAUCUCUCAAAUCCAGACCAAAAUAUCUUGAGUUGAAGCUUUGGGGCCAGCUGGAGGCUGGAGGAUAUGUAAGAAAGCAACGCGAAGCCUCCGGAGUGCAGCAGGAGCUCCCGCUGCGCUCCGGAGGCUUCUGGUGGCUAUCCCUGAAGCCAGGAGAACGAGAGGGGUCGGUGCACACCGGAGGCUUCGCGUUUCUUUCGCUGAAGCCAUGGAGCCUGCAUUCGCUCCAUAAGACACACACACAUUUCCCCUUACUUUUUAGGAGGGGAAAAGUGUGUCUUACAGAGUGAAAAAUACGGUACAUACUUUUAGAAAUAGAAACAAACAAUCAAACAAACUAUUUUCAAGAGCUGAACAGCAGUGUCAAUUUAGUCAGCAAAGGUUAAAAUAUGCUUUUAGUAGCAGGCUAUGGGAAGUGCUUGCAGGCCAUGUGGCACAAUCAAAGUCCAAAAGUGCUCUACAAAAUUGCCAUUUCCUAUGGAGAACCUACAGCUGCCCCCCUACUUAUGCAGGGAUAAUGUUCCGGAGCCCUGCACACAUAAGCGAAAAUCACAUAAGUGGGGAGCACCCUAUAGAAUGCCUCUAAAUGCUAUUUCCCCCCUGUUUUCCAGCACUCUCUCCCACACUCUCCAAUCCAGACCAAAAUAUCUUGAAUUGAAGCUUUGGGGCUAGCUAGAGGCUGGAGAACAUGCAAGAAAGUAGCUGUUGUACUACCCAAUGCAUCAGCUGUAAGGCAAGGAGGCUGAGCAGCCUAUAACGCUGCUGUGCCUCUAGUCUCUUCGGGGCAGUAAUAUAGAUUCCUCAAAUGAAAGAGUUUUUACUAGAGAUGUGUGAUUUUACCAAAAUUUCAGCAUUGCUUAGCUUAUUCAAUCUAUAAACAAUUCAACAUGUGGUAGAAUGGAUAUCAUUGUAAACUGCAGAAAUCCACAUUUUAAAAAACGAGUAAUGUGUUGUUUGCAAACUCUUGGAUUAGUACAUCAACAGAAAGAAGACCUGAGCUCCUAUACAGUAAUAACUUAGCUUGAGUGUGACAACAUUCAUUAUCGACUCUUACCAUGCUGAAUUAUAAUUAUGAAAAUCAGUAAUUUAAUUGGCAUCUACUGCAAUGAAAACAAGCUUAACCAAUGUUAUGAUUGGAGUGCAAGUGCCUCCUUGUGCUUUCAAAACUCAGCCUUCCUAUCAGGUAUUCAGUCACUAUAUAGCUAAACGGCCAGUUGUUAAGAUACACUGAACAUGUUAUAAUGUGCGGUAAUAUUCAUACCUAUAUGAAAAAAAGGAUGCAGAAAACAAACGCUCAUGGAGAAAAUAUAGGAAAAUGCAGCAGAGAUCACCACUCAUGUGAAUGGCAUGCUAGACAAUAAGGACCACUUCACAUAUUUACAAGUUUAAAUGUAUCCAUACAAUGCUUGAAAUGCACACCUAAGAUUAUAACAGGUGAAUUGCAGCAAUUGUGUUUAUCAUACAAGUACCCUUGUUAGGAAACUGUGAUUGGAUGAAGAUUGUUGUAGUGCAAAGUCCUCCUGGCAAAUCUAGGCUUGCCUGAAGUAAUGUAUGAAAGGUUUCUAAUUUUUGUCAGCCUUCUGGCAAAGAACCUAGAUGCAAAAAUACAAUGCAAUCCACAGCUCUGCGCUUUGAUGGGCCAACUUGAGUUACAAAUUGGUGUGCCAUUCACAUGGGAGGAGAGGGAUACAGAGCUCAGUAAGACUGGAUUAUCAAACUAUGAGAAAUGUACUGCUAGCCGGAGGGAAGAGCUAGAUUUAUUCCUGUUGGAAGAACAAUAAAAAUCCCAAGUGAAAAUACUUUUGAGCCAUUAUCAACCUAUGUUAGGCUGUAAAAUACAGAACCUGUUUCAAAUUUCUGCACCAAAAUACUUCUAUCUUCUGAUUAGGUAUUAAUAAACUAUGCUAUGCCAAAGCAACAUCUCAAUUAUAUGCCAUGCCUCAGAAAUGAUCACACUGAAAAAUUAACAUUUAUGUCAUGAAAUGUUUAAAUGACAUGAACUAUUUGAAGGCCAUGAAAUGCCACUAGAGCGAUAUGCUUUGCCACAACACAUUGACCUGAGGUCUUCUGAAGUGGAAAAUGUCAGGCAGGCUGUAUGCUGAAUCAAAAUUUCUAGGAAGUUUAAGGUAUUAACACCAGCCUUCCAGUAAUAAAAAGGUUAAUUUUAGAGUGAGCACUGAAAAAAAAAUAUGGAUGGCUCUCAAUAGAAAAAUGAAAAGGACAAAUUGUACCAUGUGAACUCACCAUAAAGAAACAGUCAAACCCAAAUUCUUGAGACAUCUAGUUAAGUGCUAUAACACGUGUUGCAUGUCCAAGAUUGCAGGUUCAGUCUUCAGCAUCUCCAAUAAAACAAACAAACCAAAGGACCAGGUGAUGGGUAAGAUCUCUGCCUAAGACUCCAAAAAGCCAUUUACAGUAAAACCAGGCAAAACUGUGUGAGGUGGACAAAAAUCUAAGGUGGUGUAAGAUCAGCAUUCUAUUGGCUACUGGAGAUGGUCCCAAUUAUUCCCAGAGAGGGAUCAAAACUGUGUUUUUUCUAAUUUCUUCUCUAGUAAUAGGUACUGCUUGUUACCGUACACACAGGAAAUAUAACAGAGAAAAGCCAGCAGAAGAUAGAACUGUGAGCAGAGCUGGCUAACUAGUGAGGCAGGGUGAAGCACCCAUCUCAGGCCACCCUACCGCUAACACUGCCUUCCAAAACACUCCCUGAAGCAAAAUGGGAACGUGUUGCUCUCUGCUCCACCACUUCCACUGCACAAUGGAACCACUGCACAAUGGAACACUUCCACCUCUUCCCCAAUGAAUGGGAAUGCCUCACGGAAUGCUCCCAGAGUUCUAGCACAUGGCAGAACUGGAGGGGGCGGGGCACAGGGGCGGCAGGGGGCAGCACAUUCCCAUUUCAACUCAAAUAGUGACAUACAGGGUGGUCUUUACCCUGGGGUGCAAGGGGUGUGGGGCACCUAGGCGCCAAUUUCUGGGGGGCGGCAAAUGUAUACCUACUGUAUACCGGUCCCUCUCGAUUGGCAACAGUGAAAAGCAAUGGAGCCAAAGUCCCCGCCCCCCCUCCAUCGUUGUGUUACUCUGUAGCGUCAAGUAUUCCCGACAAGUCAGGAAGCAAAAGCAGACAUUUCCGCUGCGUCGUUGUUACAGCUGAGCGAUUUUCCUCACCCCAAAAAGCUCAACAAUUUUGAGUUCGCCCCCUCUUAAAAAAAGUCAACAACUUUGGCUUCCCUCCCAAAAAAGCUCAAUAAAAGUUAAUUUGGGGGCGGCUAAACUAAAUUUGGGGGCGCUAGGCGGAUCUUUGCACCCCGGCAGCGCAUAUACUAAAGAUGACCCUGGGGAAAUAGGAUGGGCUGCCGCUGAGUGUGAGCUCUGAUAGUAGAAACAAUGACCACAUGACAAUUUGGGUAUAUAAUUGGAUAAUUGAAAAGAUGUAGAUUUUGGUGGUUCACAUGUAUCCAAUCCAUUUCGUGCUCACUUUGGGGGUGGUAUUCCAUCAUUUUAUCUCUUGGGCUACACAUAGAUCCUUUGCUUCUCAGAAAACUUCAAUGAAUCAGUCUGCUAGUGUGGUUUUUUUACACUAAAGAGUGUCAAUAUAUUCCUGUGGUUAUUUCAGUGCUUUGUGGAGCUCCUAUUUGAACUAAUGGAGUGUUGUUGGAAUUAAAUGAUGCUUGAGCUAAAUUCUUACAAGUCCUUUUACAUAUUCCAAGAUGUGUUCCUAAUGCAGCUAUAUUACUGGAAACAGGAUGAUGUCCUUUUGAGAUAAGAGCUUGAUUGGCAGCCUUAAAACUUUGGUUUAAGAUCUUUGUCUUUAAAAUACCAACUUGGUGGCUACCAUAUUUACCCAAGGAUAGAUAUGAUAGUGUAUACACUAAGUCUAUUGCCCAAAAAUCUUGUUGCAUCCUUCUUUCCUUCUUCAAAUGAUACUUAAUUCUGCACUAGCUCUGGUAAAACAAAGAUUCUAGGAUAUUUCCUUUCAGGACCCUUUGGUUCACAUGUAUAACCUGCUCACAUUGCUCCUUGAGCAUUUCCUAUAAUAUUCUUUUUCAGUUAGUUGCUUAUUUUAGGAAUUCAUGUGUAGCUAAAUACUGCAGAGCUUUUACUCUGGCCAGAUUGAAUGUUUCAUCAUUUCAAAUGCUCUGGGGUAGCUAUGCUGCUUUUCCUCUCUCCUUAGAGGUAUGCCCUAGAAACAACCAGGAGGUGGAAUGUGUGGAACGUGUCCUUCCUUCUGUUUUGCAAUUUCUACACUGGAGCUUUUCAGCAAAUGAUUGGUCUUUUAUUGGCCAAAUUACCAGGAAGGUUAGCUCAAUUCCAUGUUAAAUAUUUGCUGGGAGCAAAAAUCCCAUUGGUGACAUUGAUAGAGGCUAAUAUUUUUUAUCUGUGACAGUGAGAAUUAAGGAGGAAAUAACCACCAAAACUGGAGCAACUAUUCCCAGGGACUUAACUGAGGUUACUUAUUUUGUAUACUACUGAGCUUUUCUUCCUUUUUGCACUUUUUGGUGCAUAUCCUGUGUAUCAAAUUUUGGUGUAUUCUAUGGUUAAUUUUUGGUCUUGUUUCUGGUCUGUUGACUGUAAUAAACUGAUGGUGAUAAUUUCAUGUUCACUGGGAAAAGGUGGACAUUUUAAAAAUAUUCACAAUUCAGAUCCACCACCAUACUUCCCACCCCCUGUGCAUGAGUAGUGAAAGUGCUUCAGAAUGUGCAGGGAGAGAAAAUCCAAUUGCAGCCACACAUAAAGUAGUGGUUUGGAAGCCUUCUCACACUUGGGAUUGGGCUUUGGGGCUGGGCUUGAAGGGAAGUGCUUAAAAGCUCCUCUGUGUGAGUGGAACAGCUUUUUCAACAGGUUUGGAUCCCGGCCAAGGAAAAUCUGACAAUAUGAUUACAAAGCAUUUCAAGCUUUGUAAUCAAGGUUUCUGCAGCUCUGUUGCUCACCUGAAGGAUACUAUAUACUACGGGCAUUAUAUAGAAAAACAGUCCCACAUUCCCAUUGUUGGCAACAGUGCUUAGCUUUCUUGUUUGUUUAUAUUAAGUGGUUCCUGAAUAGUUUGCAAAUAUGGUAUAUUAUGCACUGAAACACUGAGCUUUCCAGGCCAUUUUUUUAAAAAAGAAAAAAAUCGUUUCAGAGCUUGCGUUUUGUCUUCAGAGACUGUUACUUCGCUCUCUUUUUCAUUCCUUGACUUCAAAUUUAUAGUCUUCCAUGCCUUCAGUGCAGAAAAUAUUCAACUCAAAUUGUUUGGUUGUGGCUUUUGUGGCCUAUGGAGAAACUGCCAUAUGCAGUCUUGGAUAACAAACUGCUCUAGUUCAUCUAUGGGCAAAAAUACAUAGGUUUACAACUCGAUUACUGGCUCCUUGGAUGGUAAUAUAUUGUUGCUUUCUGUUCCAAACUGGAGUAAAUCAUGACUAAAUCAUUUUUUAAAGUAGCAUAUCAAUCCAAGUUCCUGACAGCUGCAAAUUAGACUUCCCUGAUCAAAUGAAGUAGGGAGGAGGGAAAGGGGGUUAGUUUAAGGAAGCUGAAUUGUCAGGCAAAUUGCAGCUGGAUAAUUUUUAAGAUAAAGCUGGCCAACAUUGACCCACAGAUUAGAUUUUCCAAAGACAAUAAGAAGAUUGAUAUGAUCUAGUUCUUUGUACUUUGAAGGGGGAAUUAUAGGGCUCGCAGUAAGGGGAACAGGAAGGAGGCAGAGGGAUGGAUUGAAAUAAUUUUAUCAGACACUACUUUUUAAAAUGAAAUAAGUAUACAACACAGUAAUAAAUAUACAGCAAUAUUGUUUAGGCUAAUUUGGAAAAAAAGGUUCAUUGUUUUAUAGUUAAUUUAAAUAAUUCUGAAUUAAACAAAUGGUAAAAAGUGAAAAUGAUGCAGGGAAAUAUAAAAUAGUUUCUCUUCAGAGUUUAUAAUAUUAUUCUACCUCUUUUCUCCUGUUACUUCUUCCACUAUGAAUACAGCACAGAGCUGUCUACAUUUCUGACUCCGCUGUGGCUCAUCUAAAUGUUAUGUGAGUUUUGAGAAGUGAGCAAUGGUAGAGAUACAGUUUAUUAAUGAAUAUCUAAGUGACAGAAAAAUCAAAAGCAGCAUUGUGCUUAGGCUCCAUCCCUCCCUCCCGUCUCUGAUUGUGACCUGAAUAUUAACAAAAAGAAGACAAAAUACUUGCACAAGCCACAUCUUCUACAAAAAAAUAUUUUCUUGGUGCUGAAAUAAAUGUUCAUUGUGAAUAAUACUAUGCCUCGUUGUAUUAUUCUAUCAAGCACUGAAAAUGAUUUCAUUUUUAUUUCCCUCUCUCAUAUUGCAACCUGUCAACAAUAUCAACAAAUCAGAUUAACAGUCCAAGGGGCAAACAAAAGGAGAGAAGAAAUGGUUGGCUUUGGUGCAUCUGGAAUUCAACUGAGCAAAGGUACAGAAGGAGUCUAUGAAUAAACCACUUGCUAUUUUCACUAUGGAAACAUCAGUACCUUUUUGGUCAUAGACAAAUCUGACAUGAAAGGUAGUUUUUCAUUCUUUGGAAUCUGGAAAAGACCACUUGUAACUUAACCAAUGUUACUUCCAUCACAUUACAAGCAUGCCCUGUCUAUGAGUGUUCAGCCCACAGUCUCAGAAGUACUUUUGAUUUUGAUUUUGUUUUAAAUAUGAACAUUUAAUACUAUCACAUUAAAUGUGCUGCAACACUAACAUCUCAUAAAUACGUGUGAGCCACAAAUAUUCUGGAAGGAAUAGUGGCAUUGGACCAUGCUAAGUUUCUGAAAAAAGAAAAGCUUCUCAAUAAUAAUACUAAAAAAUAUCAUAGAAUUGUAGAAUUGGAAGUGUUCUUGAGGGUCAUCUAGUCCAACCUGCUGCAAUACAGGAAUCUCAACACGCGGUCCCCCAUCCAGCUUUGCAAAUAUGCCAACAGCUUUAUUGCUGCACCACUAGGAUAGAAACACCAUUUAAUUCUUAAAUUCCAGAAAGGUAACUGUGUGUUUCUGUUGCUACAAAAAGCAAUAGCCGUACAGCCCCUUAGAAUCUAUGCUUUCAUGAUCCAGAGCCCACAUCUCAGAUUUAUAUACUGAAGUGGGUUCUUUUUCUUGAAAAUCUAUGCCGCAAACUAGAUGUGAGAUUAAAUGCAUUACUUGCAAAUACAUCAGGUUAAAAAGAAUAUCUUAGCAGGCAUGAGCAGGUAAAAGCCAUAUCACAUAGGGAAGGGAAGCUUAAUCCUUUCUUUCCUACCAUGGUUUUGUGUGAACAUUAAUUGCAUAAAGAUGCCAGCACUCUAUAUCCAUCAUAGUCAAUGAUACCCUGGUACAAGAAGGGACUUAAUAUGUGCAACCUGUACCAAACUGUACAUUUCCAGAUUUGAAGACAUUAGGGAUUUGAACACAUUAGGUAUACCAGUUAUGGUAUACUUUCACUCCCUUCUCCAUGGAUCUCAGUUUCCUCAGUGACCCCCAAGCCAAAUGUUUUCAUAGGAAACCCAAGUACUAUUAUGUUUAUUACCCUAUAACAUUAAAAACAACAAACAAAAUUUAUGUGAUAAAAGGAAAUUAAAUUUUCACCUGAACAAAUAUAUCAAAAGAAUUCUGGAGUUGGCCAACCAAUAUGGUACUAAUGAUGAACCUAUACCUGGCAUUAAUUAUGAAAUAAAUGAUACAUAAUAAAUACUUCCAAACUGAUAUCACAUUUGUAUAGGGCAAUGGCAAGCACUUAAUUUCAAAAGUUUCAGAAUUCCCUGGCCAAGUUUGCAGAUAACCUUAAUUUCCACCCACCCACCCCAAAAGAACCCUGCUGUGACAACUUUUAUUUCACCUAUAUUGAAGAGGAACCUUGAAUGAGUCUGUCAUUCAUUCUGACAGAUGCAUUAAAGACUUCAAAAACUUUAAUUGCAAAUGAAAUUCUUCCAUUUGGAGAACUGUAAUAUGCUCUGCAAUCUCAGCUAUAACUUAAAAUUCAGUAAAUACAGUAACUGAAGAAAAGUGGUGCCAUCAUUUUGAAAAUAAAGAUUAUGGGUUUUGUAAUUCAUGUAGAGCUACAAUACAGCCUAUGAUGUAAGAACAAAAAUAGCUCUUGUAAAAGGCAAUUUGGCCAGAGUAGAUACAGUAAGCACAGUGUUAAAAGGGACAAGUGUAAAUUGCAUGUUUCUAUAUCCUUCUGAAAAGCUCAAAUUUCAGCACCCUUGCUAUUUUUGCCACAGUUUGGGAUGAGAACUAACUGUCCUUUGGCAAUCAGUUUGAAGUAGCAAAGACCAUUCAGUGUUAUUAUAAAAGAAAAUAAAUGUAUAAAUCACUUUGCAGGGAUGUUAAGUUUAGAUGAAUUCAGUGCCCUGAAGUGCAGGUUUACCAGCUGUUUAUUAUAUAAAAUUGUUCCUAUUAUUUAACUGUUAAAAAGCAAUUGCAAAAAAUGUAUGUAAAUAAUGUUGCUUAAAUCUUUCUGUCGCUGGCCUUCUCAGGCAACAGUAGAAAAUACACUUUAAAAGUAUGCUGUCAGUAAAAUCUUAAGUGAUAUUUUCAAAUACAAUCUACAUUUUUAAGAUCCAUUAUAAUUAACAUGAAGACAGCAGUUUUCAAAGAAGCAUUAAAUACUGCAUGAUUUGUGUUUUAAAAGUAUUUUCCUUAUCAACCACUAUAUCCACCAAAUACAGCACUGUAAGCUUUAAAAGACAAAUUGUUUAAUCUAUUGUUCUUUCCGCAGGCUCAGAAUAAUUAGCAGCUCAUUGUACUUAAAAAGGAUUCACAAUCUUUUCUAUACGUAAUUAUAAAAAUCAUUAUUGUGUGAAUGGUGUCUAAGUCUAAUGGCCUCCAACAAAUUAUACUUUUCACCCCAGGAGCAGUGAAGAACAGGAUGGCUUGGUUUUUAAAAAACAGAGUAUAUCAGUUAUAAGAAGGCAAUGGCAGAAUUUUUUUUAAUAUGUAUUCAUACAUGGGGACAUUUGCACAUAUUCAUUGUUAUACAAAGCCGAAUACUGUGCCAAUUGUUUCCAGAAAAUCAAUAUAAAUUCAGUUUAUAAAAGUGCCAUAUAGUAAGCCUUUCUUUGUUGCAAACGUGUUGUAAAACCAACCACACUAACUAGCAUUCACUAGUCCAUGGUUUGUAAACAUAUUCCAAAGGAACCAUUUCUGAGUCAGCUUUUCUGCUUUCCAACCCCUAAACAUGUGCCAUGGAAUACAUGUGAAUUGCAGGGGGCUCUGGAGACAGGGAAAUUGUGGAGGCUGGAAGUUCAAUUCACAUGGAGUACUGGCCAUGAUCCCUACUCUCAUUCCAGAAGAACUUAAAGUCAUUGCAUAUGCCUAACUUUCCAUGGCAGCUGACAUUACAAGUGAAGAUUGGUUGAAGCAGGCAAAUUGUCCUGGGAAACUGUGUCAGCCAUGACUGUCUGCUGUUACUUCUCAUGUAGGAACUGAGCGAUCCUUUGGACAUAGUCUGACAAACACUCUCCUAUUCAGAAGCAUUUUACAGAGCUUGUCAUAAGGCCACAAGGAGUGCCAGGGUCAGGGCUUAGUCAUUGUCAAAUCUAAAUAAUGUAAUGGUUUGAGACUUACUGCAUGAAUCAUUAGUUUAGGUUAAAACAUAUGACAAGAGUGCCCAGCUGGGUCCAAGGGGUGAUCCUGACUAUUUAAAGGAGGCCAUGGAUUGACAAGUCAUAAAGAAACCUGCUGGGGAUCUGGACGGUGUGAAUUACAUCUUCAGCCAUUUAUCUUCCUAGAUAAAAUGUUCAAGCAGGUGCUUUCCUGCAAACUGAUACUGAUUUUCUUGAUAUAUUUCAGGCAGGGUUCAGACCUUUGCCAUUCUCCUGGACCUCCCAGAAGCUUUCAAUACAACUUCCCAUGCUAUCCUUCUGCCACUUACUGGGACAAGGUGGCAGUGUCAGGAGUGCUGGAUUGUCUCUGCCAAUGUGCUUGCACAGCACUGACCUCCCCACUGCCUCGCCCCUCUCCCUGCUGGUAAGUGGAAGCGACUCCGCUGCUGGGAGGUCAGGUGCAUGGUACACCUGGAAUUUUGGGAAGCAUAUUUCUAUCCUUUGUUUUGUCAAUAUGGCGCUGUGGGUUAAACCACAGAGCCUAGGACUUACCAAUCAGAAGGUCGGUGGUUUGAAUCCCCGCGACGGGGUGAGUUCCCGUUGCUCGGUCCCAGCUCCUGCCAAUCUAGCAGUUUGAAAGCAUGUCAAGUGCAAGUAGAUAAAUAGGUACUGCUCCGGCGGGAAGGUAAACGUCAUUUCCGUGCACUGCUCUGGUUGGCCAGAAGCGGCUUAGUCAUGCUGGCCACAUGACCCGGAAGCUGUACACCAGCUCCCUCAGCCAAUAAAGCGAGAUGAGCGCCACAACCCCAGAGUCGGCCAUGACUGGACCUAAUGGUCAGGGGUCCCUUUACCUUUAAUUGCCCUUUAUGUCUGCUGCCCUGCAGAAAAUAUUGUCUUAAUCAGAAACACAAGCAACAUCCACAAUGAUGCAUCCAAGACCUUGAAUUUCCCAAUUUCACUACAAAUAAGACAUUUAGGGGCCACAGAAAGUCCUCUGUAUGCUGAUGUCUAGAAAACAUGGCUCUGAAGUCUUGGCCAGACAUGAGGGCAUUCUUAAAAUAUCUAGAAAGUGAACACUAUGGAAACACUAAAUAAUGUAUUAGUCUGCUAAUCUAUGUGGUACAAACAGCAGAACACCGUCUACCCAAAUUUGUAUUGGUAGCAUUAUCCAUCACAGAAGGUGACACUGCCAUGACAGAUGAGAAGUAUCUGUUUGGAGCUGCAUACUGAGUUGUUUGUACCAAUCAAGAAUGCUGAUCUUCGGAUAAAACUUAUAGUCAAAGUAUUUUGUUAGAUGCUUUAAAAUUUCUUUAUUUCUACUGGGUUUCCAUAAGCAUCACACUACCUGCAGACAGUAUUUAAUGAUAUUUGAGAACUUUUCUUAAUCUUUGUUUCACUUGUAUAGUUUUUAUUGUUAUAUAGAACUGUAGCAUUACUGUGAUGUUUAGUGGUUUAUAAGUAUUCCUAACGAAUACAUAAAUAAAUACAGAAACAUACUUGUUUAUUGCUCACAUACGAUGUAAUCAGAAAUAGAGCCACUUCAGGCAGUGAAACACACCACCUCCGUCUCCAUAUAAAUAUACCAAGGCCUUUGGAAAACAUUUCCAUAUGGUACCACACAGUGAACAGUAUUGUUUGAAAUCCACCUCACAUAGAUGGUCAGAUUACAUUGAGACUCUGUAUCAGAACUGAAUAUCUCUAGCUCUGGUUGCAUGGUGUGGCAUCUUACAAUGUAGCUGAAAUCCUCCAUAUCAUAAGCAAAUUGAAGAAGAUGGGUGGGAUUCAAAUGGAAGAGGAUGGGCAGCAUUUUUUUGCUUAUUCUCCUUUCCCCCUGUUUUGGACAGUCCCCCAGCUCCCAGGAGCUUAUUUUCAUGGAGCCCUAUAUGUGGUAGGGGGAAUCGGGGGGGGGGGAUCCCUCCUGUCCAUUUCCAUCAUCAGCAAACAGCUUCACUGGCUGCAAAGCACAAGGGCAACAAUUGUCUUUCACCCUUAAAUCAUUUUCAGCUGUCUGCAUGGGAAGGACAUUGUUACAUUUGUAUCUGUAAAAUCCUAACCUUCUCAGGAAUAAGGCCUGACAUCUCUUAUGUUUCCUUAACUUCCCCUGCAAAAAGAAGCUUUUCUUUUUAAAUAAAACAUUGGUGGCUUAUUUCUGAUCUUAUCCCGGCGUAAAAAACCACAGAGGCUGAAGGUGUAAAUACGUUACCGAAAAUAAGCCUCUCUUUGCUUACUUGAUUCUUGAGGUUAGGUGUAAAAAAAACAAACCAGCAACCCCCAGGCAAAUAAAACAUUUGAUGGUAGGUAAUUGACUGAGCCUUUUAACAGCUACUGUAAAUCUUUACCAGUUUUUACACUGUGGACCAUCAUGACCAUUUAAUUACAUGAUUCAUAUACAGUGUUGAUCAAGGGAGUAGCUAUGACCUAGAUAUAUACAACAGGGAACAGGAUGUGCAACCGUGCAGCAUGUUUCCACAAAUUUGUGAGAGAAUGGUGUGUAAUAUUGACUGCCCAACGUGGAUUUCUAGCUGCCCAGUUCACAGCCUAUUUAAUAUGAAUUUAUAUCACUGGAACAAUUUUCAUGUUACAGAAGUUUUUUUUCUCGAGGAGAGGAGUGUUCAGUGUCAGCAAGCCUACCCAUGUCCCUGAUCACAUGUUACAGAUUAACAUGCAUGCAAACACGUGUUGCCAUACAAGUGUGCUAUUUCAAGAUCUUGAGCCCAGAUUUGUGGCACAACAAAGGUUAGCAAAGGACCACUGAGUCCCAAUGUGGGUUCAAAAGAAAUUUGUUUAUUACUACACAACACUGUUCAGCCAUGUGACUUGAAUCGCCAGAAUGAUUCCAGAGAAUAAAAUCAUUUGCUGAGACAAUGCACAAGGAUAUAUUUCCUUCAUCCCACUCUGUCAGGACCAACAUCUUAUGUUUUGAAUGUUGCUAUGACAGAAGUAGAGAUAGACAGAGGUGGGGAAUAUUUAUGUUUACUAUAUAAGGAUCUGGGAGGGGUGCUAGGAAUCUGGCAGGCUGCAACAAAGACCUCAGUGCAAUGGGGGGGGGGAAUCAAAUGCAAAUGACACUAGUUAAGAACACAUGAGAGCAGAAAGGACAUGAAAAAUGGGGAAAUGGAGGAGACAGAGGAUCAGAAGAGUGGUUGAUUGGCAUCCAUCAGUCUUGGGAGACAAUGGAGGAGUGCACCCCUGGGGAUGAGUGCUGAUAAUUACAUGUUCUGACUAAAGGACCAGAAGUGGAUUUCUUGAGUUUCAUAGUGACCUGAGAAUAUCAGUCAUGGUUUUAUAUUGGGAUUCUUGAAGUGUUUCAGCAUGAGUUGCUGGAUAUAAGCCACAGUCUGCCUCUCAUUAUUGGCAGGCUGUCCUUCACCCAGGGAACCAUGUAUGGUUCAGAGCUAGCAUUUUCAGAACACUCCCAAAAUAGCACAAAAGUUGAGAAAUUGAAAAAAUGGUACACGUGGUUUCAUGCUCCCUUUGGAUCCUAACUAGACAAGAAAAUUACCAAUGGUGAGGAGGCAAGGGGGACAGGAAGCGGAGGUACAGAAGGGGAGCUAAUUAUAGAUGAGCAAUUUGUCUUAGGAGAAAUCCAAGAGUAUGGUCUCUUGGAGAAAAACACUUAAAAGCCUUUGUUCCCUGUGCGGAGGAGUUGCUUGUGACAAAAAGGUGAUCAUGCAUGAGACUGAGACUAGGAGAGGAUAGGAGUUGAAGGUCUAUCUUUGAGAAAAGGAAAAAGCAACAGAUCACUGUAUCCUUUAGAAAUACACUUUUAUUUUACCAGGUCAAAUUGAUUGUCAGAUAGAGACACACAUUUAAGUUGGCAACAGACAAAUAUAUCAGGUGCAUUGUCAGGCAUUAGAAUACACCUAGAGCAAGUUAAUAAAGAUAGCUGAAGUGCACCAAAGUUUGCUUCCUCUUCAUGCCUUUAUGUCAUGCAUCUUGCAUAGUCACAUGACGAGCAAAGCCAAAGGAGCUUGACUUAACAACCACACUGGGCACCUUGGUAACAUUGGGUUGUGGGGUCAUGAUUCAUGAAAAGAUGACAUUAUAACAAUAUUUAGGUCACCAAAGCAUUCACUCCAAAGCCUUCUCUGGAAUUCAGUAUUUGUAAUAGCAGCUCUGCGCAUACAAGGAGUGUGUUGAGUCAUCCCUAAUAUUGUUUUGAAUGGGGAAGACUUGCCUCUGAAUCAGGGCUCAAGCCGGCAUUUAUUAUCAUCAUAAUUAUUAUUUUUAUUUCUAGACCACCCUUCAUCUGACAAUCUCCUGCAGACAUCUCUCUCUCUCUCUCAUCCUCAUAGUAUUUUUUUAAAAAAAUUCAAACACCAUAAAAUAUAUUAUACAGCAGAAUCCAACUACCAUCUCUGGGUCAUACAUGGUGUUUCUGUCUCAAUUUCCUCCAAAGCUAUGAAGGAAUGCCUGUGCCUUCAGAUGGUGGCAGAGAAAUAGGCAAUCUUCAUCACUAUCACCAUAUGAUUAUAUAUUCUUAGCUGUCUUCAGUCAUAUUUGCUGCAAGAUUUCAGCCACCUGAGCCAUCAUUUGAUUGUUUCAUCACCAGUUACUUCCUUCCCAACCAGGGAGCCAUCCGAGGCCCCUUAACUGGAUACGGCACUCAAGAAUGAUCCUAUCAAUGGCCCCUCCACUUCACUGUUCCACCAUGAGAUCAGAGUCCAACAUGUUUGCCAGCAUGCCAAUUAGAAAUUCCCCCAAAGCAUUCAGGAAUCCUUUGGAUUCUGUAGGUUUUCAGGGCCAUCCUAGUCAGUUUUCCAUCCCUGCAGAGAGAAACUGUGAACAACAAUCCAAACUUCAUCAAUGUUCUGUCCAUGACAAUAGAGUGACUUGAAACCAUGUAUGAUUGGAUCAUUCCUGAAAUGUUUUAUGGCAAAUAAAAACAAAUGAACAAAACAAGAGUAUGACCAGCACAUGUGCUGGACCCAUCUUAUAGAAAAAGACUCAUGAUUGCCUUAGUUAUCAUGAAGUCCAGCACUGAACUUGAAAAGGUAACCCAAAACCCACCACUAAGACCACCUCCAUCAGCUCAGGUUAGGGAAGCUGUUGGACAAUACACCAAUAAAAUUUCUGUUCUGUCUCCGAGGCAGCAAGCCGUUCUUGGCUAUGUGAUAAUAUUUUUUACAGCAGUCAGGUUAGGAAAGAGUUAGCUAUUUAAAUAGUCAAACUAAAGAAGAUAAAACCUGGGGUAAUUUUACCAUCCACUCUCCAUUUCAAAGCUUUUUAUGUGUAGGUUUAUGAACCAUACCCAUUAGACAUAUGGCCAAAUUAGUCUUAAAUAGCUAAUCUAUUUCUAAGUUGGCCAUUUCUUUAGAUAACAAAUCUUUAUGUGACUGAAUUAUUGUUUUUCUAAGAAUCUUUAUUUUAUAGGUGAAACAGGUUUGAGCAUUUAAUUCUAUUUGAAAAUGGUUCCUUUAAAGUAAUGCACACCCAAAAGACAUUUCUGAUUGCCAUAUUUCUUUUAGGGGCAUUAAAAAUAGAUGGUUGGAUAUACUAAUUAAAGCAGCAUAGUAGAGAGUAUUUAAGCAAUUAGAAGUGUUACCAGAAGGACAAGCCUCAAGAUAUUAUUGAUAAUAUUGAUUAUGUAGCAGAUGACUAAGUAUGGAUGUAUAUCAUUAGAGAAACCUUAGUUCCACUUCUUCCUUUGUUUCUUAAACCUUCUUUAAAUAACUUCUCUUGCUUUUCUGUGCUAAUUAUUAGUCACCAAUAUACGGAUUGGCCACCAAGUUUAUCCACCUAGAGGCAUAUGACCCCAGUGCAGAAAGCUAUGUAGAAAGCUAAAUGUGCACAGCAUAAUUUUUGAUCCUCGCCUUCUAGAACUUGCUUCACUAGCUGCCCACUAGACCCAGUGAAGCAGCAAUGCAGCACAAGGAACCGCUGUCAGAAAUAACAGCCAGGACCAAACUGAGAAUACCAACAGAGAUGGUAUUCAACUAAGUUUUAAAUGGAGUACAGUAAACUAACUUAGACAUCUGCAUCAAUUUUCAAGUACAAUUUCUGAGUAGAACUUAGCUGAAUACUACCCCAGGAUUUCAAUGUUUUCCUCCUUUGCCAUCACCCAUACAAAUUCCCCCUAAAACUGCUUUUUUAUAUGGUAAAGAAAGUUACCAUGAGGCAAAUGGAGUUCUUUCCAUGUGAAAUAGCAGCGUAUCACCAGCACUGUGACAUGGGAGGAAUCCUCUUCUUCAUGAGUCAUGGCCCCCAUACUAAUCAUGAAGGCCCCUGCAGCUGCUAUUUCAAUUUUUAAAAACAAAACAAACCCAGUACAUAAAUGCUCCAAAAGACUUCUUAGAUUAUGCCUUUAAGAGUUUUUUGUUUUGUGGUAUAUUGAGAAAAAUGAAUACUACUGUCAGCAUUCAGUGGGAAAAAAAUCAAAACUAUCAAAACAUGUAAAUACAUGUUUGGACAUUCAGAACAUUUUUAUAAAUGACUUGGAUAAGGGAGCAGACAUCAAGUUUGCAGGUAACAUGAAAUUGGGAAGGUUGUCUAGCAUCACAGAAGAGAGAAUCAAGAUUCAAAACGAUAUUGACUAGCGGUAACACUGGACCGCAACCAACAAAAUGAAAUUUUACACAGCUAAUGUCCUGCAUUUAGGGCCAAAACAUUAAAGGCACAAAAGUAUAAUUGGGCAAGCCUAACUUGACAGCAUUACUUGUAGAAAGGAUCUAGGUGUCUUGGUGGACCACAACCUUAAACAAGGCAGUGCAUAGCUGCAAAAGAAGUAAAUGUACUAUUAGUUUGCAUUAACAUAAAUAUAGCAUCCAGAUCAUGGGGAAUAACAGCUCCACUCUGUUCAGUAAUGGUCAGAGUGAAGCACAGGGCACAUCUGGUCUACUGUGUCCAGUUCUGGGUGCAACAUUUUAAGAAGGACAUUACAAACUAGAGCAUGUCCACAGGAUAGUAAUAGGCAUGGAAACAAUGAGAAAUGAUUGAAAGAGCUGGAUAUAUCUACCCUGGAGAUCAGAAUAUUAAAGCAAGACAUGCAGAAGAUAGAACAGACUUGUUAUCUGUUGCCCUGGAAGACAUGACUGCUGCCAGUAGAUGGAAAUUGCAGACAAGCAUUUGCUGGCUAAAUAUUAGGAGACGUUGUCCAACUGUAAGAGUUGUUAAACAGUGGUGCAAAUUGCCUUGGGAUUUGGUGUGCUCUCUUUCACCAUAGGUAUUUAAGCAGAGGCUUGAUCUCAGGAAUGCUGUAGUUGCAUUUUGAAUUAUAAAUCCUGGACUGAGCAGGGGGUGUGGACUUAGGGCACAUGUGCACUUGAAAAGACAUGAUGCUCAGAAUAAUAGCUAUGUGGGGGAAGGACUACAGUUACCAGGAACUGGGUAUGGAUGCGACUCUAUUCCCCAAGACUUCCACUUCUAUAAUUAAAUGGUCCUAACGUUUAAUUAUAGUGUAUGCUCUUCCUAUGAAAACCCUAAGGGAGAGCUCAGCAAAGGUGGCUCUAAGGGAGCACAACUUGUUUGGUGACCCCAGGAGCACCAUACCAGGCACUGCAACUAUGAGGUCUAGUGGAAGGCAAGAGGUGGGGUGUGUGCCAGAUUUUGGCAUCACCAUGGUGCCACUGAAAUUUGAGAUGUCAAGUUCCACCACUGAGCUCUGUGUUAGAGAUGGAGGGACAUUCUUAUCAAAACAGCAUUUUCCCACUUGGAGUAAAUAACACCUAUUCAUUUAAGGUUGCAAAUGUAAAGGGAUGCACUCAGACAUCACUGUGGUGGGAUUAGACCUGCCUUGUGUUAUUGGAGACCCAAACAUUUGAAAAUAAAGCCUGUUUCUAUCUACAUAGUGCGCCUCUUUACUUGCACAGCCCAUCCUAGGUUCCCUUUCUUGGUCAUGCUCAUAUAACAGAAUGCUGGGAAUUGGCUUUAAUGUACAGGUGACUGCUCUUUUUAAGGAACAAUAAAGAUAAAAUAUCCUCAGUGAUAAAUAGGGCCAUAUCAAACAGAAGUUGGACUGCUUAAAUAAUGAAGUACACCACCGCUUUAUAGGGAAUUCUUCACUCUGCUGUUAUAAUUUAUUUUAAAUUAAGAAAGGCUGCUAUAAAAUGCAACAUUUACAUCAACAAAUAAAUGACUAAAGCAAGCUUUUCAAAGGUGUGUUAUAUUGUCUUAAAAUGUCCUUAGAGAAUUAACUGAAGGCUUCAUGUGAUUCAUUUCCAGGAUGCGAAAUCAAGCUGCCUUGUGUCCGUAAUACAAAUUUUCAGAAUUAAUACUACAAAAUGAUUUGUUUUUCAACAGAAUUAAAACAGAAUUCAACAGUGAAAUUUCUGCAAGGACGAGUAAAGGGCCUGGUGCAGGUUAGUGUGUGAGAGAAAGAACAUGAAAAUACAUAUAUGUGGAGAAAGGAAAUUUCAGUUGGGAUUUUUGUAUGUGAUAUGCUGAAUGGAAAAGAAAGAAAACAAAUUUACAAGCACUAUACUAAAAAAUAUAUCUAGUUUUGUUGUUGUUUUAUUCUUAUUUCAAUCUUCUGUCCUGUAUUUCCUGAUUAAUUGCUGGUGUUUUAAAUAUAAGUACAAAUAUUUCUAUUUUAAAUAUCUUGCCUUCACUUUGCUGAAUUUUAGGGAAACACUAACCUGAAUAUCAUACAGGAAUGAUAUUACCUGGUUCAAAAGACAAAUUCAUCCAGCUCAAAAUUUGGGAUAGAACCACAUUCUGAACCAAUACAUACAUAAUCACUUCCUCAGACAUCUUUCAAAUACUUUAAUAUUUUACAUUAACUUUUGGGCAAAAAAACAACAAAGAUUGGGUUAGAAAGUUCCUAAAACAUAUGCCAGCAUUUUAGAUGGAUUGUUCUCUGUUGCAGAGAACUGAAAUAAUUAGGGUUUCUUUGGGGCUUAAGCUUAUUUGGGUCUUUAUGUGCUUAUCCAUAUUAAAACAUUUAUUAAUUUAUGGGGAAUUUGUGGGCUAAUUUAAGCCUUGACCUUUUCUUCCCAGUUACACCAAGCUAAUUGACAUUAAUAUGGAAUGCAGUGAAAACUCCAUUGUUGCCUGCCUGAUACAUUAUAAUCAGGAAAGGUCAUUACAAAUAUCUAAUGCUCUUGUGUGAACAUUCUGUCAAAAGAUACUUGAGGGGGGAAAUCAGGAUGUGCUUGUUGCAAAUUAAUUACUUGAAGCUACGGAUGUAUUUUAUGUCCCUGUGUGUUAAAAGGUCAUCAGUUUGCAUUUAUCUAUUUGUUUAAACAAAUUGUGAUUCUGACACCACUUUGUGCCCAGACUUUUGACGACAGUGAUGUUCAGUUUAAAGUCCAGGUUGCUCAGUUUAAUAGGUAUUCCUCUUUCUGAGAGGUUUGUGCUCUUGAUCAUGCCUUAUUCAUUGCAUAAAUCACCUUCAAGAAAUAUGUUCUGCUCUCACUUUCCAAUCUUGUUUGGAGCUGUUGCUAACAGCUUUUAAUUUGGGAAGUCUAUCUCUGAGUUGACUGCGCCUCAGUGGUUUCAGCUCAAUUGUUUUCCUAGCCAGCAGAGCAUUUCAUUUUUCCUGAAGGUCACUACAGGCUGCCAAGGCUUUGAAAGCACACCCACAUUUUCAUUGAGGCUGCAAUACAACUUUGCAGUACCAUAAAUGGAAGUGGGCAUGCAUGUGUGUGACUUUUCCUAUCAACAAUUACAUAAUUUAUUAUAAUUCAAAAUAAACAAGUCUAGCAGCGAAGGAUGAAUUGCAAAUAGUAUGGCUUCUUGCAUUUGUCUUUACUUUUCUUCCAUUGAAAUCAUAAGAUUUUGUGUGUGUGUGUGUGUGUGUGUGUGUGUUUCUACUGGAUUGGCUGUGUGCUGAAAAGAAGUAUAAACUGACUCAUAAUAUGACUGGCUUAGGCAAGUGGCUGUUUCAACUAUGGUACUACAAAUUUGCACCAACAGAAGAUGCAGUUAGCUGCAGAUAAAUCAGGGGUGCACAGCCUGUGGCCCUCCAGAUGUUGGAUGACACCUCCCAUCAUCCCUGAUCACUGGCUAUUCCAGCUGGGGCUGAUGGGAGUUGCAGUCCAGAAACAUCUGGAGGGCCACAGAUUGUGCACCCCAGAGAUGUAUGAAGGCUCCCAGCAAAAGUGUAGCACAGUGGCCAUCUGUUGGAGGGUAGAUGCCAUUAGCUGCAAUAGAGAAUGGAAUUGAUUCUUCCCCAUCCCCAUCUUUCUCUCUACCCCCUCUCUCACAGAAAAACAUACUUAAAUGAUAAAUUAAGUGCUAAAAAAGUAAAAAUCUGUUUUGAUGUAAGCUAAAAACAGCAAAACUGUUAUUUCUACCUGCCUUUGUGCAAGUAAUCCCUGGGUCUCUUAUUCCCAGGCCACACUGUUCGGAAUUUUAGAAGGCAGAGGUAGUGGUGUUGGAAGGACCUACUUUUUGUUGUGCUAAUGGUUGGGAAGCUUUGUUAGGAGCUGGUAACACAGACCAAAAGCAAUUGAGGAAAGUAGCCUUUCCCCAUUGCUCAUCCACAGCAACCAUGUUUCAAAUACUGUAUGUAAGUCCUACCUCUAACAUAUGGUUAUACUAAGCUAUUGUAGCUAACAGUCACUGAUAGGUCUAUCACCCUAUGAAGACACCUAAACCAGUGGCUAUCGACACAUCUUCUGUCAGAGCUCCAUAAAUUACUUAUGCAUUGUGUAAGGAAGGUAAUAUAUUGCCAAUCAAUUUCAUUGGGUGACCCUAACAGCUUUAUCGGAGGAGCUGUUUUGCACACCGUAUAUAAUUUAAUAAAUGUAUCAAAUCCUUCCUUCAUCAAAUUUUCUCCAGGCCAAAAAGUCUUUUAGCAUUUAUUUUUGCCAUUUUGGCCCAUACCACAGAACUUGUGGGGCAAUAUAAACUGCAAAUGAUGGCUGAUGAUUUAGCUAAGUCGCAAUUUGUGGAAUCCUCACUGAACAUGUAAGAGGAGCUUAUUCCUCUAAAUCAGAAAAACACACACAUACAUAUUCACUCACCAAAUUUCAUUUAGAUUUUAAAACUCAUAUACUCAAUUACUAUCACAAUUAGCAAUUUUAGGCUAGAUUUAAAUUUAGCAUACAUUAGAAUGAGAUUUUUGUGCUUGAGAGAGAGAUACCAACGUUAGCAUGGGAUGAAUCUAAACUAAUUAUCAGAUCUUUGGCUUUUUAAACUAUAAUUAAAAUACUGGAAGGCUUUUGUUCAAAAGCAUGUUGCUUCUUCAAUACCAUUUUAUUUUAAAAAUGUUGAAGUGGCAGAGAAAAUUAGACCUUUCAGAGCAUCAGAGAUAUGAUCCAAGUACAGUAACAGCAACCAAAUGUGGUUGCAAGUGUUCAUAUACAUAUUUGUCAAGAACCAUAAAACUUACCUGUUAACGUGCUUUGGUUUAACAGGCUAUUACUUCUCCUGAAUGAGCACAGUGAUACAUAUUGAAAUGUGCCUGCUUGUUUAGUGGCGCUUAUGGUACAGUCAAAAGCCCAUAUUAGAUAUAUCUUUUUAUAUAUGUAAAUAAAACUCCCUCACACUUUAUAGACAGCAAGAUAAAUAGGUAGCUUAUUGAUGUAGUAACACUGGGCAGAAACUGAUAGAAACUGCCUGAAAUCUAAAGGUAAUAUUUUGCUUCCACCAAUUCUAAUGGUCAAAUUACACAAGACAUUACUCAUAUGAUUUGCCCCUGAGUGCAAGGUAUUUCUUCCACAAAUAAUCAGCAAAGAUGGGCAGAUAUGGACUAGGACCACAUCUUAAGAUAAGAGGCUCCUAAUCUACAUUGACACCUGCUAUUUGCUUGAGGAAGAAAAGCAGAAAAGGGGAAUCCAGAUCAGGAUUACAACAGUAGGCAAAGGGUGAAAUUCCCCACUCCCUCAACCCAGCACAUACCCCUGUAUUUUUUUCUUAUGGAGGGAGAUUGCAAGAUUAAUGGACAUUUAGUAAUGGUAUCAACGGAUUAUGUUUGUUACUGAAGAGUUAAGUGGUAAGUAAUGUAGUAGAGUGGAAAGGAAGGUUUGUUUUCUCAGUUUCAGAGGGUUGAGAAUGACUGGCUGUUCUAAACUUUAUUUCACUUUCUUCAUCUAUCACGUCAGAAGAGAUGGAUCCUAAGACUUCAGAAACCAGCAAAACACAAUAGGUCAUUUGGGUUGAUAUUGCAAUACAACUGCACCACCAGCCUUACAGACAGAUACACCUGCACAGAUCUAAAUGAUUGGGUUUCCAGUCACAUAUACCGUACUUUCUCCUUCCCUAGCUCAACUUCUAGACGGUUCCAUUGAGACAAUAAUUACAUUUUAAUUUCCCAUUACCAAAAUGCCAGAAGUUUCCAAAGCAUUUUUAAAUAGCAGCCAUUGAUCAGAAAAGGAAACCUAUUUAUGUUAAGUGGAUAGAAGAGGAAGGCAGAGAGCACUCUUUCAUUUCCGCCCUUUCCCUUUGUAAACAUGCAUCCUCGAAUACCAUUUAAGUUCGCCAUAGAACUUGACUUCUAGAAAAGAAGUAUAUUUUGCACACCACAGAGAUUUACUUCUAAAAAGAAGUAUAAUUUUCACACAUGAAUUUAUAGCACAUGAUCUCAUGAGUUUGUGUGAUACGCAUGCCAUAGUCAGCUUUCAUUAAUACACAAUAAACACAAUGAGAAACCUGCAUUUGCUACUAUAUACAGUGGCUACAUUCGUAUGCCACAAUAAAUUAUAGUUUAUUCUGAUUGUAAUGACCUUUGGGCUCACAUACUUUCCCUCUCUUUCUUCGCUGCAGCCAUGAAGAAAUAGCUCAGUGCUAUGUCUGAACUGUAAAUUGUGCUUCAGCUUUACUUUGGUUCGUUGAAGCAAUCCAGCUUCACAACCCAUAGGCUGAAGUCAGCUUAUUCGAACAGACCAUAGUUAAGAUUAAUCACAGUUUGUUGGGUUCAUAAGUUACAAGAAGCUGUGGUAAAUCAAAUAUGGAAGCAAAAGCUUUUCCUCGCAGCCAAGUCAGAGCAGGAGAGGAGAAGCAGGAGUGCAUGAACUAGACUCAUUCCCAUGGUUUAUUGUGGCGUUGAGUAAGGCGAAACCAUUUGCUCUCUUUCCUUUUUCUGUCUUGAAAUUAGUUUGUUACCAGCAUUGUUCCUCAUUAUUUUUGCUUUCACUAGACUGAGAUACAAGUCUUACAUUACCUUGUUAAUCAUUUUCAUGACAAUACACAGCUAUGCUUAGGAAAACUCUAGAAUUUUGGCUCAAGUUCAAACACAGAUUAUAUUUUCACUAAAUGAAUAUACACCCAGGAAUCCAGCAAAAAUGGUUGCAUAGAAAAUAUGGCUUUUAACUGAAGGUCAAAUAAAAUUAUGAUGAAUAUUUCAAGUGGUCAAUUUAAAGAGGGCAUUGCUGAGGGAAGGAGUACCUAAGGUCUGGAAACUGAAAACUGAUUUUCCAGAGUGCACCCGUUCUGCACUGGAUAUCAUUAAAUUGAUUGGUAGUCAUCCUUAAUAUCACUCUUUCCUUAAACAAAGCUUUCUGCCUGAGUUUUUCUUCUUUUUCACUGCUUUUUAACAGUAGUUAGAAAGAAAGAAAAAUGGGAACUCUGAUCCAGUGAUAGUUUAAUAUAGCAGGACAUCACAAACAAGUAAUAAACCAAGGGGGGAAAUCAGUGUAGUAGCCUCAAAUAAUACAUUAGUAUAUGCAUCCUAAUUUGCAAUGUGAAAUUAAUGAAAAUGCAUACCUUCAACUGCAUGAAGAAGGGGCAACAGAAUCAACACUGGAUUGCAUGUCUAUUUUUGUAUUAGACAUGUGCACUCACAUCAAGGCCCAAUGAUCCAAACCUGUCCAUGUAAGUGGGAUGGCUUAAAGGCCAUAAAAAGUUUAGAAUCCGUCUUCAUAGUACAUAAAUAAAUCCCCCCUGAAAGAAGAGUAUGACUCAACAUGACUCAAAUCAUGUUGAAUUUUAUCAUUAGAGCAUACCUCUGGUUCAAUCCUCUUUUUUAAAAAAAAUGAUAAUGAAGCAAAAAUAUAACCUUACUGGAUUACAGUAAUAUAUUUUUCAAGAAUUAAGGUUCACAACAUUAUUCUAGGUAAUUCAUUUACAUUGCAUUUCCUCUGCAUUGGUUUAUGUCUGAGUCUCCUCCUGCCCACCCCCAGGGGAUGGGUUAGGAAACAGCCUAGAAAUGAAGAAGGAACCACCAGAGACCCAGGUUUCUGAAUGAUUUCCUUAUUGACUUGCCCCUUUUCCCACACCUCCUCCCACAGCUCAUAUACUCUUCUUCUGCCCUGGGUGGACUCUUUAUACUGCCUGAAUCAUUUUGUGGCACGUAUAACAAGCAGCAAUAAAAAAAGGGAAGAGGAGGCAACAUUAAGUAGCCCACAAUAGUAAGCUGAUUUAAAUUUUGUGACCAUGUUUCCCAUUUUACAGAGAAAUGACCUUUGUAUGACAUAUCCUGUAUACAAUGGGAUGUCUGGUCCAAGUCCACUAUGAAGUUAAAAAACCAUAAGAAAGCAGAGGCCCUGGAGUUGGCCAUGAAUGUUUAUCAGUCUAAGCAGGCACAAAAACCACCUUGUCACAGUCUUCUCUACCGUAGUGAUAUGUACCAUGUGCUUCUUUCAAUUAUAGGAUCAUAUCAAAAUUUCAUGUGAAUCUGUGUACUCUUUCGUUCUCUUAUUAGUGAUGCACAGAUAGUCUCCAAAUGGUUACAGCAUAGGCUGCAACACUAACAGGUUGACAGAAAUAGGUGCAGAAAAGAAAGGUACAGAAAAGGAAAGUUCUGCAGAGGCAGCUUAUCUAGAGCAAGCCCAGCUCUCUCCUUUGCUUGCAGCAAGACUGCAUGCUGGGUCUGUGCUUAUUUUUAAUAUUCAAAUUUGCACUUGAAACCAUUAAAAGGAUGUUUAUUUUGCUGCUUUAAUGUGAAUGCAUGCAUGUGAAACUUUGUUUUAUAGGAACAAACACUUUCCUAUUUGCUUAAUUAUCUAGAGGUAUUCUAUAGGUUAAUUUAUCAUGUAGAAUUCAAAGGGGUACAUAAUAAUGAGGGAAGCCACAGUUAUGCUUAGUUCGUAUUAACUGCUUCCAUAAUGUAUUGGUAGAAAGUAUUAAUAUUUCUUUCAGAUUUAAGUUCAGCUUAAUACACAAUAUUCUGCCACAGCUGCUGAACACUAAAUGUCAUGUAGCUACUUUAACUUCUAUUUACACAACUUCUUACCACAGUGGCAAACUGAAGUAUGUUUGCAACCACACAAGGAAAUGAAGAAGCAAGUUGCAAAAGAACUGGGCCAUAUUAAAACCCAAUUAAACCCAUAUUUAAACCCCAAAAUGAUUUGCAAAGCAGGAAGAAGGUGCAAGACCUAACUAAUAACCAAACUGUGGGCAAGCCAACCCUGCCCAGGGCCCGGGCCUGGGGUAUCCCAUCCUCUACUCCCUCCCUUUCACAUGAGUGGGGAGAGUGGACUCCAUUCUCCAUGCAAGUGUUACAGGUGGGUCCCAUAGUUGCUUCCUAACCUUGUCAUCAUGUCCCACAGCCCUGAAGGCAGUAUCAGGACUGCACCCCUCCCCUGUCCAAGGGUGCUCACCAAACCUUAACUUCCUCAUAACCAACCUGCCAAUGUGCCUAUUAGUCUUUUUAAUGACUACCCUACCCCUGCUAAUACCCCCACCACAUCAGUCCAGAGUAGGGAAAUAAACCUUAUUUCCCUUAACUUCCUCAUAACCAACCUGCCAAUGUGCCUAUUAGCCUUUUUAAUGACUACCCCACCCCUGCGAAUACCCCCACCACAUCAGUACAGAGUAGGGAAAUAAACCUGACAGCAAAGCUGAUUCCUAUCAGUCCCCGCAAAGGUGACCAGACACUAGCUUCACUGCCAGUAGGGUGGAAGGUGGGUAGCCUGCCAGAUGAAGAUGCCAUGAGAAGAAUGGGGGUGAGUUAAAUAGCACCCACAUCAGCUCUUCACUCUCUGCAAUGUUGGUGCAGCAUAUGCCUGUACAUUGAAUCCACUUGCCAGACCCCUCCAUUCCCUGAGUGGCUGCAAACCUUUGGACAUAGCCUUGAAUACCUGAACUCAGUUUCUCCACUGUGAUCAGUUUGUAUUGGUCUCUUAGAUUUAGUUAAGGGCUUUGACUCAAGGCAGGGCUUGUUACAAUAAUCUGUCCUCUUUCGGAGGUCUGGAAGCUUGUGGAACACAACAAGCCAGUCUGAUGAGAAUUUACAAUGAGCGUGACUGGAAUUUAUGGCUACUCAAAUAGAAUGGCUACUUGUAUAGAAUUCUGCAACCAUACAAUUAUGCUUCAUAUAAGCAUAUAUGCCCCACUGUCAGCAACAAACAUGUACCUUACUCACAGUCUUUUUGUUAGAGUAUUGAUCAAGAAUGGGAAAGAUCCAGUUUCAAACUCUCAUUCAGAGCCACAAAGUUCACUGGGUGGUUUUUCGUCAGUCAUUAUGUUUCAGUCUAACCUACCUCAUAGCAUUGUUGUGAAGAUAAAAGAGGAAUUGAUCCAAAUAUGUUACUUUGAGAUCCUUGGAGGAAAAUCAAGGUAUAAAUAAAUAAAAAUAAUGCUGGCCUAUUUAUUGCUAAGGUUGUGUCUGGCCUGCAUGACUUCAGACUAUAAGUGGAGGAAAUGAGGGCUAAACAUGCAUUCUAUUAGUUUGCCAGAAGUAGCUUUUACAUCACAUGAAAGCUCAAAUAUAAUGGAGAAUUAUUGGGGCAAUGGAAUAAACUGCCCUGUGAAUGCAGCCAAUAUCCUGCCCAGUAGUAUACAUUUAGCUAAUUCUGUGCAGCUAAUUUCUCCCAAGUAAGUGAAAAAAGGAUUGCAUCAUUUCCCCCCACAGCAUAGCUAAAAGUUUCAUUAAAAACUAUGCAUAUAAUAGUGCCAAUACAUUAUUUUGUUGAUAUACAAAUGCAGCCUGCCCCAGUGAAUGCCUAGACACUGUUUGCUUGCUUGCUUAUACUUUAUGUAUUUAUUGUAUUUGUAAUGUACGUACCUUUCAUCCAUGGACAUAAAAGUUGGCACAACAGGGUAUCCAAAUAGUCUCUGACCAGGCAUAGACUUUCAGCAAGCUUGCUUAUUCAUGUGAUUUCACACCAUGUCCUGGUUUGAACUUUUGUCCAAUUCAGUUUAAAGUGUUAUCUUUCCUACUUUGUCAUCAAUUAUAAACAAAGGGAAGCACUACAGCCUGUUGUUACAUACUUAUCUGAAUGGACACCAACAGCCAUUCAUACUGCAAAUUUAGAAUAUUGCCCUGAGAAUUCUGCCAGGCUUAUUGAAAUCUGCCAGCCAGACUUCAUUGUUUUAUUGUAAAAAACCAAGCAAAAUGGUGUAAAUUGUGACUUUGCUCGUAAAUGAGGUAAGCCACAGCACUUGGAUAUAACUUGAUCUAGCCUUCAACCCCAAACACAAUUUUAUAAAAGUUCCAUUAAAAUCAAUAGGAUUUACUUGCAAGCAAGCAUGUUUAAGAUUGGGGAUUGACUUCAAUGUGACUAAAUCUCUUAAAUCCAAGUAAUCCUUUGUAACUGGUUUGUGGAUUAGGCUGCCUUAAACCAUAUGCAAGCACAGCCUUCUCUUAAAGAGGUAGCUCUGUUCCCAAACAGCAGACUUGCUGAAACAGACUCACUAUGCACAGUUUCAGUGCAGUUUCCUCAAAGCAUUUUAUGGACGUGAAACUAACAAAAUGUAACACAUCUCAGAAAAAUGAAUGUAACAUAUUUUGGACCCACAGGAGUAUAAUUUUCUCUGAGCUUCACUGCAAAACCCUUACUCUGCUGGCACGGGUAAAGCAAUUGUUAGCAAGAUGUGGGGGAAAGGAAUGUAUUUUCAACUGAAACUGCAAAGAGAAUAGUAGCGGAGCAUAAUUAUUUAGAUGAAAUUUGGCCCAAACACCAGAACUAGCACCACCAGUUUGGCAAAAUAUGUUACACAUAUUUUAUAGGGAGCACAGAUCAGACAGGCUGCCAGUUCCAGUUUCACGCCAUGAACAAACCCUACAACCAGGGCUAUAACACACCAAUUUAGGCACAUUUGACUCUCAUUUCAAAAUAAAAUUGCAAGUGCUGAAACAGUGGUACUUGACAGUUUCCUGAAAGCUUCUGUGGCAGCUGUGGGGAGGGCUGGAACAUGUAGUGUGUGCUUUAAAUCCUGUACAUUUUUGUAGUGCAAAAGUACAAAAAAAUUAAAAAGAAGAGCCAUACGUCAAUGGCAGUGUACAUCAUUUGCCUACAGAUGUUCCCUGAAACAUACACGAGUAUAACUGACACUGUACAAGAUAAAAUCCAAUGGAAAAAAUCACGAAUGAGAAUGAAAAGACACUUCCAUUAUUUGAUGAAACAGGCAGACAUUACAACUCCAUUCAUGUUACUCUGGCUAAGACAUCUACUCUGCAACACGGUUUGGAUUUAAUUUCUACUAUUUAUGUUGUUGUAACCUUGGAACUGUAGGGUAGAGGGUGGAUGAUAGCAAAACAAUGAUAAUAAUGAAUACAACCAACCCUAAACUUGGGACAGUCAACCUAUAUUACAGGAGGCUUUUCCAUUCCUCAGACAGAAGUAUAUUUUGCUGCACAACCCAAUACUUUCAUGGAAUGUCAACAUCUAUAAUAAAGUCAGCACCACUUUUCAGCAUAUGACUGAGACAGGUAUGACUAGAAAAUUAAAUACAAAACAAAAAGAGAAAUGAAAUACUUUAAAGUGUCUGAUAUCUCUGCCUGUCAAAACUUUUGACAACAGUUUUCUUUGCCUUACAAAUUAAAUUGUGGGCAAGGUUGUUUUUUUAACCAUACCUUGAUUAAAAUUUGUUAGAGGCAUUAUAGGAACCAGAUGAAAAUGAUUUGAAGAAAGCCAGUUAGCUGCCCUUAUCUAAUAAAUUUCUGUGCAUGCUGCACAACAGGUAACCAUUUAUAUUUUCUUUUUAUGUCCAGAAGGCUGUAACAAGUUUAUCUAAUUUCAUUGAUUAGUCGUAGUUGUAAUUUUUUUAAUAAUGGAUCAUCACAGAUUAAUACAACCAGAUUAAAGAAAUGCAAUUUCUUAUUAAUUAUUAAUCUAAGCUAUGGGGAGAUUCCAAACAAAAUAAGAGAAGAGAAAUUGAUAGCCCAGCUGUGUCCUUAUCUGGACAGGGACAGCUUCUAGGUUGGAUUACUGCAACACACUAUAUGUAGGGCUACCUCUGAAGAUAGUUCAGAAACGUCAUUUGGUGCAAAAUUUGGUGGCCAGGUUGCUCACAGGGCAAGACAGUUUGCGCAUAUUACACUGAUCUGGCCUGACUGGCACUGGCUGUCAAUUAGUUUCUGGGCCCAGUUCAAAGUGCUGGUUUAAAUGGUUCAGGACCACAAUACCUUAAGAACCACUUCUGCCCAUAUGAUCCAACCCAGACCCUGUGAUCAUCAUCUGAGGCCUUUCUUUGUAUGCCUCCUCUAUGAAAGGUCCAGAGGGUGGCAACAUCAGAAUGGACCUUUUCUGUGGUAGCUCCCCAUUUGUGGAAUGCUCUCCCUGGGGAGGCUCACCUGGUGCCUUCAUUACAUAUCUUUAGGCACAGGUGAAAACGUUUUUCUUCUCCCAGGUGUUCAGGUGACUAAAAUUCUAUGGCUUUUAAAAAUGUGUUUGUGGGAUGAGGAUUAUUGGGGGUGGAAGUUGUUUCAUUGAGUAUUUUGUAUUCUCUUUUUGUGUUUCUCUGUUGUGAACCACCCUAGGCUCUUGGGCAGUAUGCUAAUUUAAAAAUAUAAUAUAAUAUAAUAUAAUAUAAUAUAAUAUAAUAUAAUAAGUUGGAAGACAGGUAUACAGUUUUCUGUACAUUAACUGAACGUGAUUACUAGAUCACAAGUGCAAAAUUAGAAACGCUUUGAGCAUAUUUAAAAAUGAGCAUGGACUUUAUCUUAUUUCCAGCAUAGUGGUGUAUUAUCCUGAUAUAUAGAAGGUGUUAUUUAUCAUUCCUAAACAACACACUUAUCUAUGCCAGCAGAUUAUCUAUACCAGGUAUAGGCAAACUCCCAUCAUCCCUAGCUAACAGGACCAGUGGUCAGGGAUGAUGGGAACUGUAGUCCAAAAACAUCUGGAGGGCUGAGUUUGCCUAUACCUGAUGUAUACCUUCAGUAAUGCAUUCACAAAUAAGAGAAUAAAUGCUAGAUCAGAGCAGCAUUCUUUCCACUGUGACCGGAUGCCUAUGGGAAGACCACAAGCAGGACACAAGUGCAUUGGUUGUAGCCUUUCCCAGCAACUGGUGUUCAGAGGCAAGCUGCUUCUGAUGUGGAAGUUAAUGUAGAAAAUUCUAUGUGCUGUGUGAAUAAUUACUUCCUUUGUCUAUUGCUCCCACCUUUCAGCUUCAUUUAAUGACCCCAGCUUCAUUUAAUGACCCCAGGUCUGGCAUUAUGAGGAGAACUAAGUUCAUAAGCUGCAUUUAAAACUGAAAGUGAGCCUACAGGGAGCAUGAACUGAAACCUAAGAAUGCAGAUUUUGUUUAAAACAGGUUUAGUUUAGGUUUCUGGUUGAGGUUUGCUACAGCCACUCAAGGUUUCGCUGCUGGAGCAGAGGAUUCCUUGCACAAGUAGCUAUCCUAAGAUUGUGCCACUGACCAACAAAUUUAUUCAGGAGAGCAAUUGUAUGCUGUAUAUAUGAAUUAAUGCAAGUAGAAAUUAACAGGUUUUGUUAGGGCCAAACCAGCACCAAUAGGAAGUAACUGCAAAGACCAACAAGGAGGUUUUUGACAUAAUUGUUUCAGGGAGAGAAAAAGUUUAGCUGCCCCUUCUCAGGCUGCACAGCCCCAAGGCACAGUUUAGGCUUUUUCUUGGCUGCUAUUUACACAACCAAAAUGCAUGUUAAUAGCUGUCAGACAAUGAAAUGACUCCUACUUUGGGGUCCUAGAAUGAUUUCUUUCCCAAGCAAACUGUAAGGUGAGCAAAAGCAUAUCUAGUGAUCUAAACAAUGGCAGCUGCACAUUCACUCCCAAGCACGGUAUCUUUCCUCCUGAUAUGAGAAGGAUAAGGCAGAAUUUAUUUUAGCACCUGCAUGCAUUCCUAAGCUUUGUGCAUCCCUCCUUCUCCCUUGUAUAAUGCCUGCUGGCACAGCUGUUUCACUUACAUAUUUUGUUGUUACUGCUGCUCCUGCUGCUUUAUCUUGUAACUGACGUAGCUUUUCAUUGUGCUGCCACAGCUUCUUAUGCUCCACUUGGUUCUUUUCUGUGACUUCCACACCCCAGUUUCCUGAAUUCAGUCUGAUGCUGACUGCUCUGACUUGUCUAUCUUCCCCUUACAGCCUUCUGUGUCAUUCUGUGUAACUCGACCUUGUCCUCACCUGCAGAUCUCUUUUUCAGCACCACAUAUUGUGUUGGGCAUCCAGCCAUGGUAUUGGGACUAAGCAUAGAAAAUACCCCACUGCUUUCGGGCAUGGAUUGAAACCCAUUAGCCAUCUGUUCUUUGUGAUCAUUAUGAAUAAAUCCUGCUCUGGGCUGGUCUAUAGCAAUAACUUUAAACAUCUCUACUUGUUCCUCCACUCAACCAACCCCUUAAUCUAAGGAUAGUGCAAUUCUGAAUAAUUUGAAAUCAGAUUGUAGAGUAAUUGUAAAUAUAUAUAAUCACUUCCUUCAGGGUUUUGUUUUGUUUUGCAUUGGCUGUCUUCAUUUCGUCCACAGUUGCCACUAAAUUUAUCAAUGGCUUCCCUUCCAUUGGCACUAUGAAGCUACCCCUUUUCACUUAUUAUCCUAAUGAAACAAGCAUACAUCGUCCAAGAAUACAUCAAAGUAAUGCAAAAUUGUUUUCUUUCACACUCAGUUCUAAAAAAGAGGAAAGUGUUUCAACUCCUUUUUUAUUUUCAAAGAUGAAUGCCAGCAAAUAGUCAUAUUUAACGGUCUUGAGGUACAUGGGAAUAGAGUACCUCACAAUUAUGUAGAUGCAUUUGGGAGCAAAGGUCUCUUUUUCUUGUUAUAAUUUAACUAUAGAAAAAGCUUUUCUUCUGAGAGCUUUAUAAAACUGGUAAAAACUUGUUUUUAAGUUUUGGUGGGUUGUUGUUUUUAACCUUUAGUAUGUGUCUGAUUACUGAAACAAGUUAAUGGAAAUGGGAGAGCUGCAGGCUUGUCUUAAGAGAGUUCCAGAAUGAUGUUGAUAGUUGAUUCUAGGCUGCUAUAAACCAUUCCAUUAAAUUAGGAUUUUUAAAGGCACCUUUGCAGAAAUGUUUUGUGAUUCUUAAUCCUCUUAUAGACAGAUUGGAAAGGAUGGUAUUUUACCAAAAUGGUUUGUUGGAUGUGUCAAACUAUUGUCAGAGAGAUCUGGGGUCAAAUACGUCCCCAGCCACAAAGCUUGCUGCAUGGAGCUUGGGCCAGCCACUAUUUCUCUCUCUAGCCAACCACAUGGGGUUGUUGUGCUAAUGAAAUGGGGGGGGGGUAGUUAGUUGACUGGGAAGAGCCAUGUGUGAAACCCUGAGCCCACUGGAGGAAGGACAGACCAUAAAUAUAACUGCACUAGGAUGUACUAGGAUGUAUUUGAGCUGACUAACAUGGCAAAUAGAAAAUGCAGUCAAAAUAGAUGAAUCAAGAUUUUUACUAGCUACCAUAAUUUUUAUUAAUGUUAAACACAGCAGAGGUCUCCUUCCCAAAAUUAAGUAACAUGCACACUAAAUAUAAAGGACAGAUAAGCACCACUCAGCCGUAACUUUUCAAAUAGGUUGCUGCAUAAAGAACAGAUACCUCCUGUCAGUUCUACGCUGCCUGAUUAGUUAACAGUUAAUUCACCCAGGGAUGUACCCUUGGUUGAGUGAGGAUCAAAGUGACAUUUGGAUGGAGGCACUUUCUUUCCUGCAGAGCAGGAUGAAUGGCAAACCCUUUUGUACGUGUCCUAAAAUUAUAAUUGCUCAGUAAAUUUCAGAUCAAUGUUAAUGGGACUCUUUGCUCAAGAUUGUUUUCACUUAAAGUAGUUCAAUUUUCUCUCAGUUUGUUUCUUUGUACCUUAAUCCUCAAUGCAUUUCCUACGAAGGAUGUUCUACCAUAUCAACAAAACUUGCUUCCAAAUGGUGUGCUUAAGAUCACAGCCUCAGGGGGCAAAAAAUUAAAAUAAAGUAUUGUCCUUAUCUUCCGCUAUUACUUCAAAAGAAAAAGAAAACUACAGUGAUAUGAAAGAGGUGGAAUCAAUUACAUUGGUACACUGCUUGAUUUUUUUUAGCACACUCUAGCUUUUUCAAGAGCUAAACUGAGUCACUGUAUUAUUCACAAAGAUAAUGCUUAAGGGUGCAACAAGUCAUAGGUUUAUCUUUAGAAAAUUACCCAUUUUCCAUUCUUCCAUUUUGUCACAAUCAUAUACAUUUUAAGUGAGAAUAUAAGGAUCCUAAAAAUUGUCUAUUAAGAAAUCACAUAAAAUAAUAGAGUUAUUCCCGUAGUUAAUGAUAGUGUUUGCCAUCUUUUUAUUCCUACAAAAUAAUUAUUCUACACUGUCCUAAUUAUCUGAGUGUUCCCCCAAACUAAUUCUUCCAAUGCCAACUUUGAUUGUAUAGGUGGUGAUGCUGAUCAUUUAACAAAGUUAUGUAUAGAUUACCUUAUAAAUGAAUACUAACAUAUUCAAUUUUUUUGUAUUCAUUUAUAAGGCAAUCUAUACACAACUUUGUUGAAUGAUCAGCAUCACCACCUAUACUAAUAUAUUCAAAUAGGGGCACUGAUGGCACUGUGGUCUAAACCACAGAGCCUAGGGCUUGCUGAUCGGAAAGUUGGCGGUUCGAAUCCCUGCAACAGGGCGAGCUCCCAUUGUUCGGCCCCAGCUCCUGCCCACCUAGCAGUUCGAAAGCACGUCAAAGGUACCACUCAGGAGGGAAGGUAAACGGUGUUUCUGCACACUGCUCUGGUUUGCCAGAAGCGGCUUAGUCAUGCUGGCCACAUGACCCAGAAGCUGUCUGCGGACAAACACCAGCUCUCUUGGCCUAUAAAGCAAGAUGAGCGCGCAACCCCAGAGUCAUCUGUGACUAGACCUAACAGUCAGGGGUACCUUUACCUUUACCUUUAAUAUAUUCAAAUACUAAUGAGAUUACACAAUUGUUACAUUUAAUAAAUAUUAGUGGUCACAUUGAUUAUGCAAACGUUAUUUUUAGCAUUUAUUUAAUUAAAUGUCAUAUAGGUCUAAUAAGUAAUUAAAGCUCUUUGGUGUCAGCUGUGAUACAAACUCAUUUUUGUUGCUGAUUAUAACACCAUUACUUUGAAUCAGUAGUAUUAUGCUGUGUAGCAGAGGUGUAGCUGGGCUUAUUAUCUGCCAGAGCUCUUGCUACUAUUAGAAGAGAGACAUUGUGUUCUUUGUAUUGUGCAAGAGACAUAAUUAUAUCAGAGAAAUAUCCAACAAACUCAUACGGUGAAUAUGACUAACAUUCAUAGGCACAAGCUCCUAGGGGUUGAGGCACUUUCGGCCCAGCAAUAUUUUUUGGGUGUGUUUUGUUUUGUUUUGUUUUAGUAAGCCAGUCCCCCUCAAUGUUCAGAGGGCAUUUGGUUCUGCCCCCUGGCUACUCAUAAUAUUGUGCAUGUGGAAUUAGGAUGUCGCAUCAGGCUCCCUCAAUCAUCUUGAGAAGUUGGCACCUCUGCUAACAUUGGAUCUCACCCUCAAACUUUUCUAAUAAUCUGGGUACUUUGCAAGUUUGACAUCAUGACUGAGUUGCACUGAAAGCAACAAGGCUUUCCUCAGGUUAGAACAGGUCUAAAUAAUCUGUGUCUUCCAAGAAUGUCUGUAGUUGUCUCACCACUAAACCAAAUGUUAUCAUCAAGUUUUAUAAACUUUGCUAAGGUUGCUCAUAAUUACCAGUAUUAAAGCUGUUUGGUUGUACUGUACUCUAAGGUGGUUACUCUAAUUUACACCACUUUUGCAGUCAAAAACUGCAAAUUAGGAAUUCACUAAUAGGAAAUUUUGAAUAUGCAGUUGCUGUAUUUGCCGAAGAAUAAAGCAAAAUUUGUUUCAAUGUUUUUUUGCCAACUUGCAUCUGUACCUGUAACCAUCAGAAACAGAUGCACAGAUAAGGUGUUGUGACUGUGCUCAGUCUUGUCCCUUUACAACUCUUGACCAGUCUUGCAGACCUGCAUCUGGUGUUCUCUCAGCUAAUGUGGGAGCACUUUCAGCUGUAACUCACUCAAUAGGUGGGGGAAAGCAGAAUCUUUGGGAAGAAUGACACCAGAAGCAAACUCCCACUGUUUUUAGGUUUGCAACUUUUUUGCUGUAGAAGGAACAGCAAAAACAACAACAACUCAGUCCUUCUUGGUAUUUCUCUUAAGUAAUACAAAUGUCCACUGCAAGAAAGUGUAAGAGAGAUCUACUUUGUAAACAGUAUGAACAUGAAAUCGAUUCAUAUGUGUUAAUUAGCAGUGAGCAUUCUCCCAUGAAAGCCAGUGUGUCCCGGUGGAUACAGACAAACAAACAAAAACACUGAGCUGAAAAUGUCAAAUUCUGUCUUGGCCACAGACUCACUGAAUAGCCAAAUCUCCCAUUUUUACUUUGGAAAUAACAAUGAUACACCUCAAAUGGUUGCUGAUGAAGUCUCUGUUGUACGUGCCAUCCAUAGCAGAGGCGUAAAGGUCUGCAGGAGCUAAUAGAGCAUUUUCAUUUAUGACUCCUCCUCUGUUAUAAUCUGAGUUUUGUCAGAUCUGAAAGUUUUGCCUGCAGGCAUGCUGCUAAAAUGCUUUAGUUUAGCUGAGCACUUAAUGUUUUAAAUAAACAGAUUCAAUACUCAGAAACUUUAUUUUCUUUCAUCAGUCAAUGCUGUUCUGGUAAAAUGUAUACUUUCACCUGCAAUCCAAAUCCUUUUUGUACCAGGCCGGGGAAGGGGAAGGAGUUUGACUGUUCUACCUUCAGUGGACUGCCAAGAGAUGGCACAUAAUCCUUUCAUACAUCAUUCAACUUCCACACUGUACAAUGUAUAUAUUCAAAAAACACCCCUAAAUCAUGCUCUAUUAGCAUUAUUGUUGAGGGCUCCAUCACUCCUGUUUAAAGAAUUAGUAAGGAAAGAUACAACUGUAGGCCCAAUCUGAUUGUUUCCAGCUACUGAAGAAAAGGGACUUCUUAGUAAGGAUGUACAUGGAAUCACUAAAGUAUAAGGCAGGCUGUUGUGCUGUCACUGGACCUGUCACCAAAAGACUUUCAUUUCCAAACAAUAGUUUCUCUGCUUUAUGCAACCCAUGGAAAGAGUAUGUAGCCUAUUCUGCAUAACCAGGGGUAGGAUUACAACUACAGAUCUGAGGAGGUAACAGUGAUAAUGAUAUAGCCCAAUGAUCUUGCACAGCAAUAUUCCACUUCAAAAUUAUCUGUCUUGCCCUUUUGUUACAGCUGAGUGUACUAAUUAAAAUGACGUACCAUUCAAGAACACGUCAACUGCAUUUGUUGUUUCAGUAUUCAACCACCUUCACAAAUAGAUCAGCGCUUGCGCUUCUCUUCAAAAAACCUAAUAAAGCAUGCCAUCUCAAUCUCUAAGUUACCAAAAAAAGUCACUGGACCCCUUUUUAGUCUCAUGUGGACAACUGCUUUUAGCGUUCCAGCAGUGUGGAGUUGGGUGCAGGUGCAGAUGACUACACGUAGGUUGAAGUAGAUUUCAAAUGACCCCAACUAAAUUUCUUGCAGCUCAGUGUUAGGUGUGAUAGAGGGCAGGGAUCCAGUCAAUAAGCUGCCUGAUUCCUGGCUGAUAGUACCACCACAACCUGAAUGUCGGAAGUUGAUGUGAGUUGCCAGAAUCUCAGACCCAUAGUAAUGGGGGGGUGGAGGGGUGGUCUCCUAUUAAUGUCCUAGUAUAGACCAGAUGUGGAAGGUUCUCCCUCAGGUGUGUCCUAAAGACUUGCAUCCUAGCAACUACCCGUCACAGCAAAUUGCUAUCCAAGGCAAGGUCUGGAUUGCAGCAGUAAACUCAACCAGAAAGUCGCAGGCUGUGGACAAUAGAAUACAACCCACUCCUUUCCCUUUCACCACAUGAUGGCACCAAGUAGGAACCCCAAUAAGCAACGACACCAGAGUUGUCUUAUAGUUAACGCAGAAUUCUCCAGAAAGCUGUGAGAUCUGAAUAUAGCUCACACUCAAUGGGCCUUAUCCAAUGCUGUGGCUCCACUGGUGGCAAAACCAACUUCCCUGUCCUCUUCCUUUCCUGAUACUUCUAGCCCCUCUGCUCCCUCAAGGAAGUCCUGCUGUGCCAGUGAUACCAUGCAUGUGGAGCAUUGGGUACAACCCAAUAAUUUCAUCCAGUCAAUACAGGUACAAACAGGGAUAAUACUUACAUUAUCUAUUAUAUAGUGUGGGGCGGGGAGCUUUUCAGCAUGCUGCUGCUGCUGCUGCACAGUACCUUCUGUGAUCUGUAUGGAGACUAGUUGCAUUUAUUGUGCCUGUCUCUGACACUUAAGUUGAAACUUCUAUACAAAUUAUACUUAAUAUGAACUUAACAAUAUGAACCUUCUUGUGGAGUUAAGUUCCUUUAUAAUAGGAACUUUACUCCAUUCAGAAAAUGUAAUUAUAUGUGCUACAUUUGUGCAUAGAAUUAGGCCUGCUGAGGUCUUGGAAUACAUCUGCAUGACAAUGCAAUUUAUCUCUCUGUGAAAAUAAAGUGUUGCCUAACAGCUGUCUGAUUUCAGUCUUCCACAUUUCAGUCCAUCCUAGUUCUAAUGAAAAUGUAGGUACAAGUAUAAACUGUAAUUAGAAAGCAUGCCUUAAGAGCUAAUUCUUCUUGUGUUAAUUAUACCAAUAAACAAGCUAAUUCAAAUGGAGUUAUCUUAAAUAGAAAGGUAUUUUCAGGGGGUGGGAACAUUCAAUUUGUUUCCUUUUACUUUGACUAAUUCUUUGUUUCAUAAGUGCAAUGCAAAAAUAAUUGUUACAGUCAAGUUCCAGACCUCAAAGUGCUCCUAGCACAAACCCAAAUAAUAAAAAAUCAAAUUUGUGGCAAACAUGAAAGAGAAAGUAAAAUAAAAGCAACACCACCAUCCAUUCUAAGAGUGAGUUCAUAGAAUGCCCCAUCACAACUUUACUUACACUUCUGCAACUUCAUCCCACACUGGUUCCACAUGGACUUGCCACUGCAGAAGGUGGGACUGGGUGACCACAAUAGACUGUAUUUUGAACAUAGUAAACUGCUUCAUUCACUUAUAACAUUUCUAGUUUGGGGUAGAAGCAUAAAACCCACAAGCAUGGGAAGUUACUAUCUGGGCAUGCAUUAACAAUAUUAUAUAGUCUUGUGUGAUACUCAAUACACUCCCCAAUAAAUGCUCCUUUAAAAUAUUAGGCAGUGCAGAGACAAUUUGCAGUGUACAGCUAUCCUAUGUGGAGUCACAAACAACAUUUGCUCACACUGAAUAUAUAGCAAAAACUACCCUGGGUAGCAAUGUAUUCUUGCCAUCUUUGCCUGCAUCUGCACAGCUUACAACUAUUAAUCACUGCUGCAUUCCUUUCAGAAGCAAAAGCGCACAUAGCAUCUUUAUUGUAGAUAGCAACUAACACUUAAAGGCCUUGGUUUGUACCAAAAACUUCAUUGUAUAUACAGAUCCUUCACAGAUUUGAUAAAUUGUAAUUCCCAGCUAUAUGUCUUGCCAAAGUCUCUACUAAAAUGCUGUAUAACCACUGUAUUUAUGACUGUCCUUUGAGACUACAACAAAUGCACACAAUUAUUCAAGAUUAUUCCAGCCAUUAAGUUGCGAGGCUUUAUUGCUGCAAUUUGAAUGGAUAUAUUUCUUCUCUGCCAGGAAAAAUAUGGAUUGAUCACCUCUGUUUUCAAACAAUAACUGAGAAAAUACUUAAUCUAAUUCCCACCAAAUAAAAACCUAGAUCAUUUCCCACUAGCAAAAGAGCCUACUGCACAUACAACCCACAGAAACAGUGACAAUGUCAAAGAACAAUGUCUACUACAGAAAUUAAGGGAUUUAUUUCUUUAUUUACAGUUUAAUGUAUUUACCCAAGUAAUACAAACUCAAAUAUCUGAUAUGCCUCCUGGGUCAAACAGCUUGGUUGUGUCAACCUUUUCUUCCUUCAAUUAACCUACUUUUAUAAAACAAGAACAACACCCUGUACUUUAUUUGGUCCAUUAAAGUUUACACCAUGCUACACUGGUAUUGGUUUGUACUUGAGAAUUUUCCUGAGGAUCCAAAGGCUUUGAGAACAUUGUAUAAACAAUUUCACUGGUAGGUGUCUUUCCCACAACAAUUUUAUCUCUUCCAGAUUAAUUUGAAAUUAUUGUCACGAAGGAAUACAUAUGGCAAGUGUUACGUAAGAAUGGAAACUCCACAUGGAUUUCACUGAAAAGGCCCUUGUGUUAGACACUAAUUCAAAAACCCUGCUCACAUGGGUUUUCUAUUCUGGUAUGUUCUCCAAGUAGCAAAUGAAAAAGAAAGAAAGAAAUGAUAACCCAUGGUCCUCUUUAGUUAAAUUUCCUGGGGAGCCUUCUGUAUGCAUAGUCAAUUCUAAUCCUUGUUCAUAGGUAUAUCCAGAUUUUCUGGUGCAUAUUUUUUCAAAAUCUCAACAGCCUGAAACUUUUCUCUAAGACACAACAGUGUUUUAUUAUUAUGUUCUGAAGGCACGUGAGGCCAUCACCAUGCUGAAACUAAGCAGAUCUGAGUGUAGUCAGUGCCUGAAAGGUGAUCACUUCAGAAACAAAAUAAAAAGAAUCCUUCCAGUAGCACCUUAGAUACCAACUAAGUUUGUUAUUGGUAUGAGCCUCUGUGUGCAUGCACACUUCUUCAGAUACCAGAAACACAUGCAUACCACCUGGGGUUCCAUGGUGGAAGAAAGGCAAGAUACAAAUGUAAGAAAAUAAAUAAACAAAUGGUGCACUAUUAAACAUUUGUUGUGUUCAAAACACUAUGUGAUAUGGCAUAACAAUCAAAGAUGCAAUACUGUUCAUGUAUAUACAUGUAUGUGCCUACACAAACACACACCCUACCAAAGCAGUAUUCUGCUGAAUAAUGUUUUGGAAGUCCAUGCUUUCAUGCUAUUUCCUUCUUCUACCUCCCCCCCCCCCCCAACAUGUUCAAACGUGUUUAGAUAUUAUUCUACUCUUCAAAUAAUAUUGUAACCUUUCUUUUGAAUGCCAUAUUCAAUUCAUAAAAUGUCAUGGUCUAUGCAGUGGUUUUGCCCUGACAGCACGACUUUCAAUGAUUCCAGCAUCCAAUUAAUAUCCCAAGAGGACAUUGUGCACUUCUAUGUGCAUUGGUGUUUCCCUGUUUUUUCUUCAAAUGCAGUUGUUCUUGCGUUCUGUUGCAAGCUACUUUCAAAAAAAUCCUGAGUUUUGAAAGUGGUUUUUGCAAAAAGAGGUGAUGCUCAAAUGUAGGUUUCUCAGAAGUCCUACUGCAUUUGUUGAGCUUGCCUCACAGUAACCCUUGUGGAUCCAAGCCAAAGCAUUUAACACUCAGAUCCUUAAACAAUGGACUGUACCAAGACAUAUCACUAUAAUAUGCCCAUACAAAAGUAGUCUUAUAAUGUAUUAGCGUGCUUAGAAUGCUUAGAAUGACAUCAUAAGAAUGUUCAAAUAUUUUCAUGCACCAUCUAGCCUUUCAAACGCUUUUUGAAAAAUUCUCUCAAGAAAGAUAUAUUUCAUGUCAUUGGCCACUCUAUUGGCCAACUGCUAUUUGAAUCCUUUACUGUGGUGCAUUUAGAAAUUGGUACCACAUGCUCAUCUUAUGGAAAGAAGCAGCUUUAGGCUAAUAGCCCAAGGAAAAUUCUUAGCUAUAAGAUAUUUCAGCAUGGCAUUGGGGAAAUUAUUUUCCUUCUUAUACAGUUAAAGUUUGCUGCAGUCAUCCACUUCCAUAUUUUAUUUCUUUUUGAGUAAAACAACAGUUAUAAACUGAAAAUUCUGAUGCACACAUAUAUGAUAUGUUGUUCCAAACAACUAGAUGUCAACUCUUCAAGACUGCUGCAUGGAGUACUUUGAAGCUUUACACAGAGAAUGCUAUCUCACUUGGCUUAUUAUCAAGGAAGACCAUGAGAAAAUAAAACAGAAGAAUAGUCUCUAUAAUCCUUUUUUGCAGUCUAGUGUCUUGCAUUACUAAAAUCUUUCUCACAGUUGUCUACAAAAUCAUCAAGCGUUUAUUAAUACCUUGCAAUGAGGUUAAAUUGGGAAAACAUAUCAUGAAGUACAGGUGACAUCCUGCCUUAUCUGAAGCAGAAGUGUUAACGGCUGACAAGCUGAUUUAAGUGAUCAAUAGUUCCAUGUUGCCUCCCCCUGCCCCAAACUAUUCUGGGCAGACUGGGCCUCCAGUUAGGAACAAUUUUAUAUAUCCAAAGGCUGUCCUGGGAAUCUGAUCUCUGACGUUGCCUAUGCAGACACAAAAAAGAGUGUACAAUGAAAAUCGUUUCACUUUCCCCAUAUUUGACAAAUAAAAGAAAUUUGCAGGAUAAAUACAAGGUGCAUUGCCUCCAAUCCAUUAACUGCUUAGUCCAGAAUAGUAUCCCUUAGCUUCUCUUUAGGAAAGUUGUUUCUAUAUUGUGGCCACGACAACUCAAAGUGCUUUAAUCUUGCUACAUUUACCCUGAUUUUGAAACUUGCACUGAUACCUUGUAUCAGACUAUUUCCCAGCCCAUCCUUGUAUUUUCUCCUUAGAAAGCAUUUAACAUGGCCCCAGUGCUUUUACCCAAUGAAAUACAUAUGCUUUACACUGCUCAAUUCCACAACAGAAAGAAUAAGCUUUUCAAGUGAAAUUCAAAAGGACAUUAUUGUCAAAGCACUUGCCACUAAAAUUAAAGAGAAAUAUUGAAAUCGCUUAGCAAAAUCCAUUAAAAAGUCUCCAGCAAUUACCGGCUUUAUAUGUUUCACACAAAUCAUGCCAAGCAGUGUAAAAGAAAUUGGGGUGGGGGGGACGCUCCCCAGUGCUUCCCCCAUCUAGCCAAAUGCCUCUUGACAUUUGUCAAGCCAGAACUCUCAUAAAUCUUGAAGAAGUAACAAUGCAAAAGAACAAAAAAACCCCAAACAUAUCCCUGGUUAAAUGAAGCCAGACACUAAUUUGAUAUAAAACAUUUUGCAAAUAUUAAGGCUUCCCUUAAGGGAUCCAUAUUUCACAAUUACGGCCAGCUAUUAAAGCACGCGAUGAAAAGAGAUGGGAUGGGAGGAAGAGGGGGAGGGAAGGAGUUGAUGAGUGUUCAUACCCGAUGCUUCCUUGGUCCAAGUGCAGAAAUGCCCACAGGAGAGCGAGAACUCAGAGCAGGAGGAGAUCCGAGGAGGAAUGCACCCGGAUGGCAGGAGGUGGUACUGCCUUUCCCCAUGUGGGAGCUUAAUAGCUUGUACUUGGACAAACCUCACCUUCCCCAGGUAAGGGAGGCUGACUCUCUCGCUGCCAUAGCCCAGCCUGGCAAUGGCAUCUCUGCUUCUCCGUCAGAGCCAAGUCUCCGGAGACCAAGCCCUACCCUCCUAAGUGGCUGCCAAGCCCCCUUCCCACCGAUCUCUACCAGAGAUCCUCACCCCAACAAUACACAGAGCCCGCCCGCCCCUUCCCCAGCGCCCUCAGCAACCCCCAGAGCUGCCCGGCGGAGCCAGAGCGCGGAGGCAUCCCCACAUUGGAACACAAUGGAACUUACUCCCAGGUAAGUGCGCACACGCAGGAUGGCAGCCUCCAGCAGCCUCCCGAACAAUGCACUGCAGAGCGAGAGGGAGAGGGAGUGUGUGCGUGUGCCUUCGCAAAACUGCACCAGGAAGAGAAGCAGAGAGGCGCCCCUUUGCAAGCCAAACACGCGCGCGCGCGUGCCCACGUAUACAUACACAUGCACCCACCCCAAAGUGUGUCCCUAACCUUCGAGCCGGGGAGAACCCCAAAGUGCUCGAGCCGCGCUAGAAGGCGGCACAAUCCCCAAGCCCCUUCGCUGAGCUCCAUACUCACGCGCAGGGCUCUCCUCCGCGAUGGCAAGGCAGCUCCAGCCCAGCAGCCCAAAGUCCUGCUGACGGAGGGCGGGGAGGGAGGGAGGGAGGGAGGGAGGGAGAUGCCCGCUCCACUCCUGCUCUCCGCCUGCCCGUUCCCCCCGCCUCCUCUUCGGGAUUCGCUUCUCCUCCUUCCUAGCUCCGGCUAUGGCACCGCUUGGCGCUUAUCCUUCGCCAGCAAGAAGUCUCCUUGGUGUCUUCCCCGCCAAACCGGGCAGCGCCUGGGCGACGGAGGAAGAGAGCGAGAGAGACCGCGGGCAGCAGCUGGAGCCGUAGAGCGCGCGGGAGAAGUAGUGGAGUUCAGGAGGCGGCGUUUGCUGCACAUCCCCCAGCGGCCCAGGCCAGGUGCGGCAGCCGGAGCAGCAGCAGCAGCAGCAGCGGCAGAGCUCGCUCCCGCGGCGCAAGCACAGCGCGACCAGCAGCAGCAACCCGCGUCCCUUCACUUCCAGUCAGCUUCGCUUGUGAGGAGGGCAAGCGGCGGGGAGAGCGCGAGGCGGCGGCGGCGGCGACGGAGAAGGUGGGGCUGAGGCACAUUCUUGCCCUCACUUCCCGAGGCGGCGUACAAACUCUCUCGAGUUCCUGGCGGCGAAUUGGCCCUCCCUUCGCCUUUGGGAAACAGCCGCCAACAUCGCCCGUUGCCUUACGGCUGUGUGUGUGUUGUUCCUCAGUCCUCACAUAAACCGGAGCCACCUCCUCUGCUGUCCCUGUGGCAAUGUUUGCACGCAGCAGCUCCUCUCUCGGCUCCCCGCUGCCUGGGGUCGAGUCACGGCAGCAGCUGCCGCCGCCGCCACAGCUUCUCCUCCGCCUCUUCCCCUUCUCCGGUCUCGGAGGGAGCCGGCAGCCGGCAGCCUCGUCUUCUCUGUUCCCGCCAAGCGAGCGAGGCUGCCCUCCGCCCACUCCCGCGGGGCUGCCAGCCGCCCGCCGGGAGCGGCGCAGGUGCUGCCAAAGGACGGCCCGGCAGCAGACGCGCGGCUUUCGGAGAGGGCCCGCCUGGCUCCCCUCCCGGCCUUCGUCCCGGCCAGAAUGGGUAGCCGGGCGCCGCCGAAAACUCGCAGCGUCGAAGCGCGUAGACGAGAAUUUCGUCGGCUUCGCUGUCAGUUUUUGCUACCUCAGGCUGUUAGGCGGGGGGGGGGGGAGGGGAAGAGGGAAGCGAAUUAGAGCAGAUGCCAAGCCUCCCACAGAUUGGAUAGCGGAGCCAGUUGUGCUUUGGAGCCCCCCCCCCCAACAUAGCAAUGAAGAGUUGUGCGAGGCUAGGAUGUCCUGAGUCAGCACAAUCCAUUACGUCAGGCUUGCACGCCGGAUAGUGACUGGGGUUGUUAGCAGUUCACAUGGCAAAAGGACCAGUCCGUUCAAGUGGCACCAGGAAAAAAGAAACAUGCACACAGAGCCUUUGGUUGGAAGGCACCCACUCUGACACACACACACACACAGAGAGAGAGAGAGAGAGAGAGAGAAACUAACCUGACUUCAGAAAGAAUUGUUUCACAUUCCUCUAUGGCAAGACUUGCCUUGGUUUACAUCACAGGUGGGGAAGCUCAAAGCCCAGGGGUAGCAAACAUGGCUCUCGAGACAUCUCUCUUCAGCUGUUGGGGCUCUCCUGGGCCAUGCCUCCUCCCCAGGUCGCUCCCCUCACUGACCCCGCUCCACACGCUUCUCCAGUUCUGUUGCCUGGCUAGGAUGUAUCCUCCUUGAAUUGAAAUAACACCCUUUGCUUGCCUGGAUGGAGAGAUGAAUGCAUAGAAAGGCACUGUGUUUAUCAUGCCUGACUGUCGUCACCUGUACAAAGAUAAGAGUCACCACAUCUGUUGCUCCAACUGCCACUGGGAAGUGGCUGCAAGGGGAGUGCAGCCUGCCCACCCUUGGUUUAAACAGUUUUUAUGGGGGAAACGGUUGCUCAAAUCGCCGAAUCAUAGAAUAGCAGAGUUGGAAGGGACCCUGAGUGCCAUUUCAUCCAACAUCCGGCAAUGCAGGAAUCUCAACAUCCACGGCAAAUGGCCAUCCAAACUCUGCUUUUGUGUUUCACUGUUUGAGCCAUCCUAUCUGUAUGCAAGAGCCAUAACUUAACUUAAUUAAAUAUAUAUCAUUUUAAUAUAGAUUCCUAAUAUCAUAUGUAUCAUUUGAAAGGAAUUAUGCUGCACGCAGUGAUUUGCUUCUGACAUUGUGAAGGCUCCCAAAUGCAGAUUUUAUUACACAGACCAGUUGUGCUUUGGAAUAUGCAUCUGGUGUGAAACCAAUCCACGAAUCUACCAGGUGGAUCAAACAACUCUCCAUGGACACAUCUGAUUAUUAAACCAGCCCACAGAUGUGCAUAGUGUAAACACAGCUAUACUUUUGAAUGUGGCAACACCACAUCUACACCAGUUUUAGUGUAGACCAAAUACGCCAAAAGACACUGAUAAGCAGUUAAUGUCAAUGAAGAGUGGCAAUGACUGAAAAGAGUGGCAAACAUCAAUUUUUAACAGACAAAGUACUUAUCAGAUGUGUGCAGUGCACACAUGCUUUAUGCAGCAACCACAUAAAUGUGAAUAAUUAUUUCAGAUCAAUGUGUCAUUCUUCAUUUUUUUCAGUGCCUGGCAGUUAUCCUCUCUGCCCUUUCUCAUUUCUGUUGCCCUCUUCCCCUAGCUGUUUGUUCUUCUAGAUCUGGAAAGGAGAACUUCAAUCUGAAGGGCUGAAUGCAAUGCCCCGGCCCCUCAUACCUGGCCCCUGGGACUCUCCCCAGGCUACAUCCCACACCAGCCUUAGUCCUCAAGUGCUUUUUCCUGACAGGAAUCUGCCCUUGAAAUGCAGCAAUGCCUCUAGCUUUGCUGGAUUGAGGAUGGAGAGAUGUACAUGGGGAGUGAGUACAGGAGGUUUCUUUCCAGACAAAUAACAGAGAUUACUAUGCUAAGGUUAGUAUCCUUCUCUUUACAAAAGAAAGCUCCACUUGUUUCUGCUUCCACACACUUUUUACUUCUCAACCUGCCCACAUUGGAAUCUGGCUGACAUAAGUUUGCCCAUGGGGAAAAUAACACCCCUAGGCUGAAAGAAUAUCCCCUGUCCAUGCUCUAGAUCACCUUUUGUUUCUUAAGCCUGUCCUGACUUCCACUAGCUCCUGGUGGCCUAGGUCCCUUGCUUAUUGUUUUUAUUUUCUUGGGACCUUCAGCCCACUAUGCUGAACAGCUCAGCCAGUGGAGAUCUCUGUCUGUCUGUCUGUCUGUCUGUCUGUCUCUCUCUCUCUCUCUCUCUCGGCACCUCAUCCAAUUCCUGCUUCUUACUUCUCCCCCAUCACCACUAUAUUUUUUUUACUGCAUCACAGCAUAUAUUCUGGAACGGAGCCUAUGAACAAAUAAGCACAUGA
Messenger RNA from Podarcis lilfordi (Lilford's wall lizard), 51962 nucleotides. The record is from the annotation of a GenBank genome assembly. NCBI's taxonomy places the organism in Eukaryota, Metazoa, Chordata, Lepidosauria, Squamata, Lacertidae.